CCCAGCCCUGUGUCCAGCCCUCAGUGGAGCAGCUAGUUUUUUUUUUGUUUGGAGUGAGCCCUGGAGCAUUGCAUUAAGGUGUUGGAUCUUUACUAUGGGAAAGGCUCAUUGAUUGCUCCUGCAUGAAGUUGUGUCUGGCUUUGCCCCCUCUCCCCAGCUCCAUGGCUUCCUUCCCGGACUCCGACUUCCAGCUGUGCCCCCUGUGUAAGGAGAUGUGCGUGUCCUCUGCCCCCAUCUCCUCGUCCAGCUCGUCCUCCUCGCAGAGCAGCAGCAGUGGUGGUGGCGGCAGCAGCCUGGGCUCGGCUCCCCGCCGGCUGCACGUCUUGCCCUGCUUGCACGCCUUCUGCAGGCAGUGUCUGGAGGGCCACAGGGGCCCCGGGGACUCUCUGCGCUGCCCGGUGUGCGAUCACAGCGUGCUGAUGUCGGAGGGCGGCAUGGACGCGCUGCCCAGCUCUGCCUACCUGCGGCUCAGUAACCUGCUGGAUGCGGUGGUGGCGGCGGCGGAGGAGCCGCCUCAGAGUAAUGGGAGUCGGGCUGCCGGGGGGGCUCGGAGACACCAUCAGCCGCCCCCCCGCUCCCGCUCGGCAUCCUGCUCGUCCUCCAGCCUCCUCCGCCGGGCUCCGCUCAGCCAGCCCGAGCCGCGCUGCUCCUCCUGUGACGAGGGGAGCGGGGCCAGCUCGCACUGCCUGGAGUGCCGGGAGAACCUGUGCGACAACUGCGUGCGGGCCCACCAGCGGGUCCGGCUCACCAAGGACCACUUCAUCGAACGCUUCCCGGCCAGCCGGGCGCCUACCUCCCCCUGCGGAUCCGUGGCUUCCAGCGCCGCCACCACCUCGUCCUCCUCCACCUCGUCCUCUUACCAGGGCAGCGCCUUCUCCGUCCUGUCCGCCUUACCGGAGAGACUGGGCUACUGCCAGCAGCACGACAGCGAGGUAGGUACCCCUGAUAGAUAGUGAACUGGUACCCUGGUACCCAGUCUGUCUCAUACUACCCUGGUACCCAGUCUGUCUCAUACUACCCUGGUACCCAGUCUGUCUCAUACUACCCUGGUACCCAGUCUGUCUGUCUCAUACUACCCUGGUACCCAGUCUGUCUGUCUCAUACUACCCUGGUACCCAGUCUGUCUGUCUCAUACUACCCUGGUACCCAGUCUGUCUGUCUCAUACUACCCUGGUACCCUGUCUGUCUCAUACUACCCUGGUACCCAGUCUGUCCUAUAUUACCUGUCAGUCUGUCUGUCUGUCCUAUAUUUCCUGUGACCCAGUCAGUCUGUCCUAUAUUUCCUGUGACCCAGUCAGUCUGUCCUAUAUUACCAGUCAGUCUGUCUGUCCUAUAUUGGCUGGCUGUCCUAUAUUGCCAGUGACCCAGUCUGUCCUACAUUAUUUGUGACCCAGUCUGUCGGUCUGUCCGCCGUUACCUGUUGACCCAGUCUGUCCUACAUUACCUGAUAACCCUGCUCUCGGCUGCCAUGGUUUGCAGGCAGAACAAUCAGUGCCAGGAACUAAUAAUUAUAGUAAUAACUAGGUUUGCAUGUUAUUUUGUAAGGAUCCAUGUUGGGAAUCUCCCCCAAGCUGAUGUAGAACUACAACUCCCAUUAUGUCUUGGUUAGUCUCUAGGCUGGAAGAGAAUGAUGGGAGUUGUAGUUCUGCUGCAGUGGAGGGGGGUUGCCUUCUGGUACCUUUGUUACAUAACAUGCUUGUGUGUACAUUACACCUGGGGGUGUGUCUAUGUGCACAGCCUAUCUGUAUGGAGAUAUUAUUGUUAUUAAUGCCUCUUACACACAGGCUUACAAAUAAAAAUGAUAGCCCCCUGCAGUUAUACUGUAUUUAUAUUAACAUUGUCCUGUAAUGAUCUAUCACAGAGACUUCUGUCCAUGUCUGAACUGCCACAAUUUACUGUAUUUGCGAAUUGUUUAUUUUCCCUGAAUAUAGAGUGCAAAACUAUUUUCUUUAAUUACAAAGAACACAUUAACAAAAGAGAAAAAACUUAUGCUAACCAGUUGUUACUGUGCAGAGAAAAAAAUUAGACUUAAACCAGUUAUUUUCACUUCCACAUCUUUCAUGUUUCAUUACCUUCUUUUAUUUUAUUGUACUUUUCUCCCCAAGUACUCUUUAUUGAGUGUUGCAUUUUAUUGUGAUAUAGAAUUGUGUUUUAUUUUUUUAUUUUUUUUUGACAGUCAAACAGUCCUUAAAUCUUAAUUUAUGCCAAAUAGGUCAUUUUUAAGAGUAUUCUACUUGAAUCGUGUUUAUGUUUAUCUAUUUUUUUCAACGUAUGUCAGUGACUUCAAUGAUUAACUUUUAGUGCCAUAUUGCUCUGCAAAAAAUAAAAUGAACUGUAAGUGGGGAUAACAUGCUAAGUUUUUUUUUUUUUUUUUUUCAAAAUGUUUAAAUACUGUUCAAAGAUUUUUAUUCAGUAUUGUAUAGCAGCCUUUAAAAAAGAAAAUCUGUUUAAAUCAUUAUCCUGUAAUCAAUCAGUUGAUUCGAGUGUGGGGGAAACAAGGGAGGAUUUUAUGUUGUUGAGUCAGAUGUUACUACACAUAUUUUGUGUUCUGCAUUGGUGCAAAAUAGUAUACCAAAUUUAAUACAAAGCAUUCUUAAUAUCCCUUUUUGGUCAGGUGAAUUUGUUGUGUAAAACCCUAAAGCAGCAAGCUGUACUAAAUUUUGUUUGUGACUAAAUAUACUCUAUAACAAUGCCAAACUACAAAAGAGUUCACUUAAAUAAUGAAAUCAAACAAAAGAGAGUGACAUAUGUAUUUUAUAGUGUACAGUCACAUGCCUAAUUUAUUUUUGUGACACUCCAUCAGCAUAUUGAAAUAUGUUGGCUUUUUAUAAAAUAUUUUGUACUAAAGUAGCUUAUGUGUUGUUGUUGUUGGUUUGUGAAACUGUUUUUCUUUUUCUUUUUUUUUUCUUUUCUUGUUUUUAGAUUUUGUAAUGUAAAUGCCUUAGAUAUGUAUUAUAUGAGCAUUUCAUUUGUUGUAAAUAUAUUUAUUGUAGCUCCUAUUUCAAUAUAGACCUUACACAUGAAAUGAUGUAGCUUCCACUUUUACACCUCUUACAGUAUGUGAUCUUGUUUUUAUAUUGGUUAAUUUUCUGCUACCAUAGCAAUGAACAUGCGUAUCCACAUAUGUACUGUACACUGACACGUGAAUCUGUGGGUGUUGAAUAGUGUUUGCCUGUUGUCUCUGGGUUUUGUUUUUUUUAAAUACAUUUUCUUUAACUUUUUUUUUUUUUCCUCCAAUUGCACAUGGAAAAAUAAAUGCUCACCUGUCUCAUAAUGAGUUGGCUGUUUGUCAUGCGGAGUAUAUAAUACUUGGUAAAAAAAACAAUUUGGAUUUAAAAAUUAGGGUUUUUUUUUUCUUUCAGUUUUAUAUAAUUUUUAAUUAUUUAUAUAGCGCCAUCAGGUUUCGUAGUGCUGUACAAUUAUAUUGAGUGAUUGCACUAUUAAAUUAAUCCUGACAUGUUUGUUAGUACUGUCCGUUGAAUGUCUAUAAUUGGCUUAGUAUUUGUAGAACCCAGGUAGAUUAAAAUAAUUGGUAUACGUUUGUGUACCUGUGAGGAAAGGUAUGCAUUAUACAUGUUACCUUUCUCUCUGGUAUAUUCACUAAAAGGCUUUUUUUUUUUUUUUUUUUUUUUUUUGGGAAUAAGUUAAACAUGUUGCAUAUAUACCCUUUUAAAAUUCUAUGCUUUAUACAUAACAUACUAAAUAAUGUACAAUCAAAGAGCAUGGAAUUGUAGCUACAACACUUAUUUGACAUGUCUUUUUAUGCUGUAUAUGAGCAUAAAUAAGGGAAAAUAAAUUGCUUUUGAGAAUAACAUGAAUACAGUACAAACUUUGGUGAAUUCUAAAAAUACCAUUUUCCCAAUGAAUUUUGUUUAAUAUGCCCAAGUACUUGGUAUAGAAUGUAGUGAACCACCUCUUUUAUUUAUAAAUUGUUUUUAUUUUGGAAGGGGUAUGACAAGUAGAGAAAUAAUUUUGUAAACAUUUAGAAUUUUUUUUUUUUUUUUUAUCUAGAUAUUUUACGGUGCUUAGUCAGUCUUUAGAAAUUUUAAUAUAACCCUUGAUGGUCUUGAAUCACUUGUGGGGGUGUUUUUACAUUUUUUUUUUUAAAUUUUUUUUUUAUUUUUUUUAUUUAAAACAACUUAUUUUAUUAUGGUACUUUUCACAUUUUUACAAAAACUUAACUUUUUAUCCUGAGUACUGGGAAUCACUUUUGGCCUUUGUACGAUGGAGCUACUACUUACACUAAAAAAAAUAAAAAAAAUAAAAAUGAAUAUAUAUGCAUGUGUAUUACGCCUGUUUUCUUGGUUUUUUCAGUGCAUUCAGUAUACAUUUUGAGAGAUUGCUAAGUUUUAGAAAUCACCUUGAACAAUAGUGAAUUGACAUAAUGUGUUUUAUCCCAGUCACUUUUUAUGAAUUGGAUAUGGCAAAAAAUUUCAUUGAGGAGAUCUGUUAUACCACUGUCUAGAUAUCUUACCACUUUCUAAACAAUAUUGUUCUUUUUGUAAUUGUGGUCCUAUUUAAUAUAUACAAUUGCAACUCAAUAUAGAGUAACAAAUUCCUAUGUAAAUGCACUGCCAUAUUUUCCACAUAAAUACUUUGACCAUUUUUAUGGUAGUUGCAUUUACCCACUCCAGUGAAAUUUUAAAUGAGUUUGACUUUAUAGUGUCAGCCUCUCUCAUUUCAUUUAACAUUUUUCGUUACUCGUGGCUCAUUUUACACAUUUUCUAUUUUCAGAAUAAUUUUUAGUUGCAAUAUUCUUGAUUUUUAUUUACAAAGCCAGUUUGUGUGUUUUGUUAUUUUAAAAAAAGCUCGAAAUGCAGGGGGAAAACAUGAUUCUAUGGUUAAAAUGCACAGUCGGAAGUGUGCACCAUGGUUUUUAACAAAAUGUCCUGCUAUUUAGUUAGCAGGACUGUUAAAUCAUGUAAAUAACUUAAUAGGUGCUUCAAACUAAAUGUACCAACAAAGAAAUAAUUUUUUAUAAACCUUAUAAAAACAAGUGUAACUUUAUAUUUCAUUUGAUGUGUACAAGUUCUCACAUAUUUUUAUCAUAUGAUUUAGAAUUAUUUAUCAUUUUCAGUUAACUUUUGGAAUAAAAUUUUGCGUCUUGCCACAAAUCAGUGUUAAAAUAUUCACAAUGUCUGUAGGUUUACACUGUAUAUUAAAUUGAUAAAUUCCUUCCCCUGGUUUAAAAUAAAUACACAACAUAAAUUUAAAAAAAUCUCAGCUGCAGCAGUUUUGAAUUAUCUAUUUUCUAAAAACUUUUUUUUUUUUUAAAUAUAUGACAACUUCCAGAAUGCCACACACAAUUUAUUAAAAUGGCCCAGGCAACUGAGCACAUAACUUAAAGCCACCAUUCUGUGUGAUGUCUUUGUAAUGACGUGCUAUUUUAUUAUAAUUUGUUAUGCCACUGGACAAAAGUCCAGACUCUUGUACUAGACCUUGUGUGGGAUUUAAAAAUCUAACCGCAUCAAGCUAGUGUUAUUAGAGGGCUAUUGUAAGCACUUUAAUGACUACAUCUUAUUGUAGUAGUUUUGGUGGAAAGAGAUAAUGGGUGCAGUUUCCAAGGUUUUUGUCACUUUUUUUUCCCCCACCAUAAUAUUUGACAAAACCAGUUGAUUCGUGAGAACCAAAGACACAUCUGUCUGCUUGGGAUAAGUUGUACUUCCUCGAUAUUGGUUUAAAAUAGCACCCCACUCGCCCCCCAAAAAAUCACAACAGUUUAAAAAAAAAUAAAAAAAUAAAAUGCAAUGCAUUUAUUAGCAUUUUGUGCCGUGUGUGGGGGGGGGGGGGGCCUUAAUUUUUAAACUAAAUUCUGAAAAGUACAAAGUUCUUCUAUAAGUUAUUUAGCAUUUAAAAAAAAAAAAAAAAUAAAAAAAAAAAAACCUGCUCGAUGCAUAGCACUUCUUUAAACAAUUUUCUUUUUCUUCCCGAUAUAUGUGCCCAGCCCCUAUAUAAAGUGCCCUGGUCAGUGAUUUUUUUUCUUUACUAGAAAAACCUGAAAAGGUUAAGAUUAGGUGGCCUUGGGAUUCCUAGUUUGCAGCUCCUUUUGAAGACCCUAAAUAGCCCUCCAUUGUUGUGAUAGUAGGCACCAGAGUGUCUGUUUUCCAAACAUUCCCUGAUCACUGUCUCUGUAUUUGGAGUAAUGAGCUCAAAAGUCUAUUGUCCUAGAGUCAAUAAAUUCCUCUAGGGUUUUUAUUUCUUUGGGGUAAUUGUACAGAACUUCAAAGAUGUAAGGAUUUUAUCUUAAAUGGUACAUUGUACAAAUUCUCCCCUCCUUUAGCAUAUGCCUGUGAUCACUUCAGUAAUCAAACCAAAAGCCCCGUUUACAUUUUGGCCCUUAUCGUGUUCUAUACAGCCAUGACUGGCUACAGUGUAUGUGCAGGUGGCCAUAUAAUGGACUAAAUAUUUAUUGCCAGGUAUAUUUAUUAUAUGCUUGCGAAAUGUUUUGAAAUGUGAUUUUGGAAAUGUCUGGUUAAAAAUUGGUACAUGAUCAUAGGUCAGGUAGGUACUUAAAGUGUUCCAUGUAAACUAUUUUUAAAGAUAAACCCCCCCCCCCCCAAAAAAAAAAAACUGCGAUUUGGUUUUAAACCAGUCGCUGCCUCCCUGCAACUGUGUAAAAAAGCAAUGUUUCGCUUGAUACUGUAGUGUUUUUCUACAAUUUUAGUCUUCGAACAAUUCUCUCUAAACUGUAAUGAAAUUAAAGACGUAAAGGGACACAAUAGUCACCAGAACCCCUACUACUUAAAGUGGUUCUGGUGUCUAUAGCCUGUCCCUGUAGGCAUUUCAAUGAGGCCCUGAACAUUCUCCAUAGAGAUGCAUUGAUUCAGUGCAUCUCUGAGAUGUUUAUGGAUGCAGCGUUUUGCCAUGCAUGCGCAAUAGCCUCCCAAUGCUUCCCUAUAGGAAUGUAUUGGAUGGACUGAGAUGAUCACAUUUGAUGUUCUCAGAAAUGAAAGCAGAGCCAGCGCAAAAUCACCUUUUGUGUGUGUGUGUGUAUAUAUAUAUAUAUAUAUAUAUAUAUAUAUAUAUAUAUAUAUAUUCUCACACAUUUCCCCCCUCCCCCAUAUAUAUAAUUUUACAUAAUGUGUUUUUUUUUUUUUUUUUAAAUUAACUUGGAAAAUAACAAAAUUUCUCUCACUUUUUAUUCAUAUUAAAUUUUGUUCCAUAUAUAUAUACAUAUUUCAAGUGAAACAAAAGCCCUGUUUCUCCUGAACAAAAUGAUGUAUAAGUAGUGUGGGUGCAAUUAAAGGACCACUAUAGUGCCAGGAAAACAUACUAGUUUUCCUGGCACUAUAGUGCCCUGAGGGUGCCUCCACCCUCAGGGCCCCCCGGGCUCUAGGGGGUAGAAGGGGUUAAAUUUACCUCUUUUUCCAGCGCCGGGCGGGGGACUCUCCUCCUCCUCCUCAGCUAAAUUCUCAAUGCUUUCCUAUGGACGCUGGCGUCUUCUCCCUGUGAAAAUCACAGUGAGAAGCGCGGAAGCGCCUCCAGCGGCUGUCGGUGAGACAGCCACUAGAGGCAGGAUUAACCCUAUUAUAAACAUAGCAGUUUCUCUGAAACUGCUAUGUUUAUAGAAGAAAGGGUUAAUCCUAGCUGGACCUGGCACCCAGACCACUUCAUUAAGCUGAAGUGGUCUGGGUGCCUAUAGUGGUCCUUUAAUAAAUGAAAUAAAUGUUUUUUUUUGGGGGGGGGGGGUUAAAUGUGAAGCAAUUGCUAGAAAAUAAUGCAAUAGGAACCUGCCCCUUCUUCCCUCCACAUGGAAAUUACAUGUGCUCAUAGACAAAUUGGAGAUAAGAGAUGCAUAAUAUUUCUCACUUUGCUACAAAUCUGUCUCUGCUGAAUGUAGUGAUCUUUAUUGGCAUGUUCUCCUUCAGACUUUAAUAUAUACAGCUUGCCAUCAUCUCCUUUUUAUUACAAUCUGCGGCAGUAUCCUGAAGCUCGCUAAACACAUUUUUUUUUUCUGUCUUUCAAGUUGAAUAUAGAAGCACAUGUUGCAAAGCUGUGUCCAUUCUAAGUGCUGCUUUACUUCACCCACAACUACUGCCCUGGGUGGCUCCGUGAAGGUACCUUUAUAAAACCCUGACUCUAGAACCAAUGAUGGGAACCAAUGAUGGGAAGAUUCUGUGUUGACAAACCAGACUUUAGAGAGCCUAUGCCGCAUGUCCUGUUCAUUUCAAAAGGGGGUGUGGGUUGAAUAAAGCUGCAACCAAGCAGGACGUUCUGUACUGCUUUAGGAAUCAGAUUGUGAUGAUGGCAUGAAAUACCACUGGUCAUUAAUUGGUUAAAUAACAGAUUGCGUAUAGGAUAUAUCAUGAUUUCUAUGUUUUACAUGAGUGCCGAAGCAAUUUAAAACUUUGGGAAUGAGCUGCUGUGCCCUUUUCGAAUAAAUUAUUCCAGAGGAAAAACACUAAUUUAAUAGUCGUAUUCCCAGUUAGUUCAUAACCUACAUUACCACUAAGUGCCCGAGAGAGCCACAAAUUCUAGUACAAAGCGGCAAAGUAAGUGGAGAAUGCGAGGGGAAAAUUGUGUUGCGAAAAAAAAAAAAUUGGGCAAAGUUCUAAAAGUGGAGUUUACCAUGGAUACCAAUGGGACAAUCCUGCUGUUUCCAUUGUGAUUGUUCAAUUUCUAGAACUUUCAUUAGUACAUGUUACCACGUUUUGGGACAAGUGGUGUCUUUGCAUUUUAUUUUUUUUAAAUUUAAUUUCUCUUUAUUUCAUUAUAAUUUAUAAACAUAGACAUUACAGACAUACAUAUACAAAAAAGAUAUUAAUAGACCCUACCAAUUAAAUCAUCCAAAUACCUCAGUACAGUAAGUAGGUCUACAAUAUCAAGAAAAUAAAAACACAGAAACCAAUAUCACAAACUUAACAUACUAAAAUAACAUUACCCCAGUCAUCUUAGAAUUUAUCGUUCAUCUUAUAGGAAGUUCAUUCAAUUAUAACUUAAAUGGAAGAACCCAAGAGAGUGUAUACUUAUUACUUGAGUUUAAAAAAAAAUUUUUAACUGUAAAAUAUGUUUUCUCUUACUAUUGAUCUCCUAUUCACUGAAGAUCAAUCAGUUUAUCUAUCCAUUCAGUUAUCCACCUGCUAUUCUGCUAAGCCUUUUUAUUGAUCCACUUUAGACCCUGUUCCAUUUUACACUGGAAGACAAUUUGCUUUUUUAAUAUUGGCCAUCUAACAAAAACAUCCAAUUUCUAGCCAGUAGUAAUUUGGUGGCUGAAAAAGUGAGUUAGCAUUAAAGCUUGUCUAGGAUGUAAUUUCGGCCAGUUAAGAUGUAAUAAUGCUAUUUCAAUUCUUUUAUCAAUUGUAAAAUUCCCUAGAGCUUGCAACUUUUCAUAAGUCAAGUCCCAUAAUUUGGCUGCUACUUCACAUUUCCACCACAUAUGUAUAUAGUCUGCCUCGCCUUUAUCACACCUCCAACAUUUAUUUUCUUUAUUAUGAGAGAACUUAGAUAUUUUUUUAGGAUCCAGAUACCAAAAAUGUAUCACUUUGUAUUGAUUUUUCCAUUAUAUUCAAACAGUGGAUAUCUCGGCUAAAUCUCCUUAUUGCCGCUAACCAAUCUUUCUCAUAGAUCUGAAUCUGUAAUAGUUCAGACCAUUUAUUCAUAUAUUUAUUUUUCACACCUAAUGUUAAACAUGAUAUUGUCUUUGCAUUUUUUAUUACUUCACAGUUCAUCAUCUUAGUAUUGUCGCAACUUUUGCUGCUAACUUUAUUUUGCUCACUAAACUAUAUUUCUUAAACAAACAUUUUGGUUCUGUUAAUAUUCUGUGAGGAAUCUAAUCACUGAGCUACAUGGGUGCUCGCACUUCACAUACUACUUGACGGCAAAAUUAUUAUUUUUUUGUUAACAAAACGUAUUCGUUCAACCAGAUCAAGUCUAUUACUUGUAUAAACAUUUUUUUUUUUUCUAAAUAUUUAAUCAUAUCCAACCUUGUUAAUGCCUAUUCGCUAAUGAUUAAAAACCUAUUUUACACAAGAAGUGAUUCUAACUGCCUUUCAAAUGUCAUUGAAAUCUAGAAAUUAUAUAAUGGAUACUAAAGUAUAAAAGUUAAACUAUAUGGUCGUUUUUAAGCUGCUGUAUGGCUUUAAUAUAAAGCAAUGUGUUCAUCAUAUUAGUCAUCUGUUGAAAUAGAGAGGGUUAAAAGUAUCCAAAUGUCAUGAACCAUGUAAUAUAUUUUAAGAAACCUUAAUACAAUUGUUGUCUCAUGACUGAAAAUACAUGCGUGUGGUCACUACAUCUGAGCCACAAAAGCUGCACGUCGCUUUUUAGUGUGACUGAACUGAAAGUGGGUUGCACAGAGCGUACACUUAGGAAUUUUGACAUUCUGAAACCACAUGUUAAAAAAAAAAAAAAAAAAAAAAUGUUGUGAGCAGGAUGAACAGCCUCACUUUCUUUUUGUACUCGCUGUACCAUUUGAUAAUAUUCACGGUGUUUAAAUUCCAAUAAUCUGUCACAACGAAACCUGAAAAUUUGUAUUUCUUUCAUUUUUUCCAAAUGGUUAAUUUUUGUUGAAACAUCAUAACUUUCUCUUGGAAAAUAAGUGCUUAAAAACGGAGUGAUCUGUUUUCCCCCUCGCGAACAUUGUUUGGUACUCUUAUGAUUUAGGCUUAUUGACUAUUUUGUUGAAAAGGUGAUGCAAAUGCAACAAUGCGUUUUCGGAUAUUUACUUCCCCUUCUAAAGUAAUGAUGUAUAUCAUUAGCAUAUUCACAUCACAUUUUUAUUCUGCUGUAUGUUUAUAUAAGAUUUAGUAGAGUGCCUUCAGGGUACUUUACUAGAUUAGUGAUAUUGAUUUUAGUAAUUUGUAUCAAGGGGCACAUAAAGCAUUGUAACCAGGUAGAUUAGUGUAGAUAAAUUUUGAAAAGUGGGAGACCUGGCUGGGCUAGUCUGGAGUAGGUAGGUAAAUGUAAUUGGAGUAUGAGGGUUUGGGAUGAAGCAAGUCAGAGAUCAGGAAUAGUUUGCGUUUUUUUUAUAAAAGGUCAAGAACAAACAGGUUAUUAUUCCUUAAUGUGCAAAUGUUGCUCACGCAAUCUUGUUUAGAAAUAAUUUAAUAGCCCUGGUCAAUGUCAUUACUGUUUUCAGCUAUGUACCAAUCUAUCCUUUACACCCUUGCGCGGUAGGCAGUGUAGAACUGUUUCUGUCCUUGCACAUGGAGAGAGGACAUCAUUGUCACAAAGAAUGUCACACAAGGCAUGCACUUGACUUGGUUCUGUGGGUGUAAGAUGUAAAAAUCACUUUCCAUCUACACUGGAUAAAAAAAUUAAAAUAAAAUAAAUAUAUAUAUAUAUAUAUAUAUCCAUGUGAACGCCAACCACACACGUUCUGAUGUAAAUGCUGCCUCUACCAGGACCACUGGUUACUCUGCCAAGUAAUAUUAAAACCUGAAACACAAUUUAGCAUUAUUAUGUAAUUUACCUCAAACAAUUUUAUCUCCUGUAAAUUGAACUUUAAUCACAUACAGGAGGCUCUCUAGCAAGCUUUUAACUUAGCAAGGGAUAAGAAAAUCUAAAUUAAACAGCACUUGCAAUAGAUAAAGGAUAAACUUUAGAUUACUCUUUACAGGAAGUGUUUAGGAAGGCUGUGCAAGUCACAUGCAGGGAGGUGUGGCUAGGGUUCAUAAACAAAGUGAUUUAACUCCUAAAUGGAAGACUGCAGGGGUAUGUUCUAUACACCAAAACUGCUUCAUUAAGCUAAGGUUUUUUUGGUGACUAUAGUGUCCCUUUAAUACAGUGACUUGUAUUCUCAAAUUACUUACUGCAUAUAUUUAAGAGAUAUUACAGCAAUCAGGUGAACUGAAAAUAACGUAGAAAUUAACUGAAUAUGGUACCAUUGACUGUCCUAAAAAAGUAGCCAUAUAUUCUGUGUAGAAAGAAAUCCAUAAAAAAUACUUAGUAGUAAGAUGAAGGUGAGAGUUCAGCAACUACUACCUGUGGUAUUCUAAAAGUGUUUAAACACACACCACACCCCACCCCACCCCCACACCAUUUGGGUAAGGUCUACUCUGGUUAAGUGUAAACCAGUGCAAUUCAGUGAAUGGGGAAAGGAGUUGCAAGACGAGAUCUGAAAACCACAUGAGCUUGUGUACAGUAGUCUGUUCUUAUUUAUGUUUAUCUUGCUACCGGUUGGGCCUUCUGUUGUCAAGGAAUUCAUUAGCUUAAUGGGACACGGAAGGCACCAUAAUCUCUUCAAUCGGUUGAGAUGGUUAUGGUGCCUGGAGUCCUGGGGCACCUGAUUCUGGUGCAUCAUUGCGUAACACUUUCAAUGCUGUUAAGCAGAUGUCCUAGCAGCCCUGCCUUUGAUGUCUUCACACCUUACCUGCAUAGUUGGCAGAGAUAGGUUGGGAGCGUUGGCAUUCUCCGCCAACCACUGCCUCUAUCCCUGGUAUGGCACGAGGAGGAAUCCUCUGUGCCAUAUCGUCAUUGGAGGCUGCGCUUCAGGGAUUAAACCAUUCACCAUUGAUAUGCGACCCAGCGUCCACAAACUCCAGGAACCAUAACCACUUCAAUCAGCUACAGUGGUUAUGGUACCUACAGGUUUUUUUCUAAUGGGAAAGCAGGGACACCAGCUAGUAAAUCCAGUGUUAUACAGAGUAUACUGUACUUUAUAUUUGGUUCUCAAAUACCUUGAAGGAACACUAAAGUGUUAGGAAUACAAACCUGACCGUGUCCUACUGCUCGCUACCUUAUUCCCCACCCCAUUUUGCAGUUACAGGGAUAAAAAAACAAAACGUUAAAUACUCCCCUUAUUCAAGCUCUGCCUCCUCUGUCAGCGCAGAGGGGGGAAACUGUUGCGCAUGCGCGGUAUAUCCGCAUUAGGCCUUCUCCAUAGGAAAGCAUUGAAUCAGUGCUUUCCUGUGGGGGGUUUGAAAACUGGCUGCCCUCAUGCAAAGUGUAGUGAUGUCCAGUGUCUCAUCACGCACUGCCCGUGAUGACAUAAAAGACUCAAAGUGGUGUGCAUGUUCGGAGUAGAGGUAGCACAAAAUUGUGCAUCAUUCAUGGUAGGAGAUACCACACACUUUCCUCCUUGGUACACACGCUGAGGCAGAGUGUGGAGCUGGCUGGUUGCCCAGCAAUACAGGAGUGUGUAUCUGUAUUAUUCAUUUCUAUAUCUCUCAAUAGGCAUGUUCUCAGGAUAUAUCUUCAAAAUGGAGCAUUACAGAGUUAAUCUGUUCCAGAGUAAAAAACAAACAAACAGAUCUACGAUUUAUAUUUUAUGGGUCAAAGCAGAAUAUUCAUGUACAAUAUAAAUCUACUAUGGUGCCUUUUUUAUUUUAUUUUUUUCCUAGUAUUUUCCUGAACUGCAUACCUAACAGUAAUAAAGCUGAAUCUUCCAUCUGUAUCUGUUUUAUAUAAACCCCCUUUUAAGCAAGUGCCAGUAGCUCGAUCUGCUGUUUUCUUGUGCUUCUGUAUGGAAAUUGUGGGAGUGUUGUGGUGUGUCUCCAGCCUGCCUAUCUGCAGGGAUAACACACAAGGAGGAGGGCUUGGAGCACUGACAAGACUAUAUUGCUUUACGUCCCCUUUAUAAAACUGGGAGAGUUAGGCGAAAAAAUUAAAUGACAUCUCUGGGAUAAAAUGACUUUAAGAUAAACGCAGGCUAGGCUGGCUGCUGCCCGUUUUCUGUAUCUUCUCUUGUGAAAGAUUUAAAGAACUUUUAACUCGAUCUUCUGUACCUAUUGCAUGUAAAUACCAGAAUCUAACUGCUCUCAGCUGUUGACAGCAGCAAUCGGCAGCAGCUGUCUGUACACGCCCCCAGCCUGAUCAGCUGUCAGACCGGAGCAAGGAGUGUAGAACAUGUGUUCCACACCGCUCAGUUGGCACUGUUAUUUUAACUUCUGUCGAUGACGCAAAACUUAAAUCUUUACUGUCUCUGAAAAGCUCCUGCUAAUUACACUCUCACAGGAAUCUGCCACUUAAUGAGUUGACAUUUAGCAUCUCCUAACACCACGCCUAGAACUCAUCCGUCUUUUUAUACCAGAGAAAAAGCAAAGAUUCCUUUCACACUUUUGUUUAAAGUGCACCCUAUCGCAAUACCUGAAGCAUUAUGGGAAUUGUGUAGAAAACAUUGUAUGCUGUUUAAUUUAUGAGAAACCAAUAUUUACAUACAUAUGCGAAGCUGUAAUCCUAAAAACUAAUUUUGUAAAGCAUCUUGUCUGUGGGAUCGCGGUCUUAUAUUUACAUGCAUACCUGGGAAAUCACUCAGUCCUUGCUCAUCUUCGUACAGGAUGGGGGUGGAAAUAUUUAGUGGAACAAGAAGUAGCUUGAAUGAAUCCUGUGCAUAGGAUACUGUGAUAUGCAGCCAGCUUGUCUGGUUAUAAUUACGUCUACUAUUGUACAGCGCUAUGGAAUUUGCUGGUGCUUUAUAAACAAUAAAAUAAUACAGAAAGCAGAGGUUUUAAGUCUGCUCCUAGUUAUGCAUCACAUAUAAGGACUAGCUUCCUUCUGCUGCCUGCUUGGCUCUACCCCUGGAUGGCUGUGCUUAUUUAUUGCACUAUAUCUCUGCAAUGAGGAGCAUUCCUCAGCACCACUAUGCCCCAUCCCUACUCUGUUAAAAUGUCCCUAAUCCCAUUCCCUCCUGUUAAACAUUCCAAAUAUUGACCUUCCUGUUCCCUGCUGUGAUAAACCUUAACAGUGUUUGAGCUGCCAGGUCCUCUCACAGGCCCCACAGUGUGGCUCAUGCUUCUGGGUGGGAAACGUGUUGCCGAAGAUGCCAUUUGUACUUAACCCAUUCAAAGCCAAUGACGUCAAACCAAUCUGAACAUUACCAAGCUGUGCUACAUGUGGCAACGUUUGGACUGCAUAGAGCGGAUUAUGACAAGUGUGACAUUCUAUGUUUGCACAGGGUUUGCCCAAUCUGUGUUGGUAUCUAGAAUAUAACCUCAUUUAAAUAGGGCCCUCAACACCCUCUGUUUUUGUGCGUCCAGCUCGUUUUGUUGCACAUACAUGUACACCUAUUGUACAGCGCUAUGGAGUUUGUUUGAGCUGUAUUAAAAAAAAAAAAAAUCUGUAUAUUAAGAGAACCCCUUUACGCUACUGAGGUGGUGUGUAUGUGUGUGUAUAUGUGUGUAUGUGUGUAUAUAUAUAUAUAUAUAUAUAUAUAUAUAUAUAUAUAUAUAUAUAUAUAUAUAUAUAUAUAUAUAUAUAUAUAUAUAUAUAAUAUAUAUAUAUAAAAAUUUUGUGCUAUCACCCUAUGACUUGCACGUACUGUUGUGCAUCCCCCAAACUACUAAGAGACUGAAACGUAUUGGCCGUAGAUCAAGAUUUGGUAUCAAGCUGUGUGACUGUGUCAUAGGACAAGUAUUUCAACAAAUGUACAUAUUGUCUGUAAGGUGUGUUGUGUUGGUUUGAUUUCCCAUUGUACUCUGUAUUUGUUGAACCAUUAGGAAUCUAAAAUACCUUCAUGCUGCUAGUUAAUUUUGUUAGCUCAAUUGAAACCGUGUUAUUUAUUUUUGGGAAUAUAAAUUGAAGCAUUGUCCUCCGUUACCAAUUGUUUCUACCACCAAAUAAAGCAAAUGAUAUAUUGAGGACCGCAAAUAUAUCCAUUUGUACACAAAUAAUCUACAAACACAUUUAAGGUGUGUGUUUUUUUUAAGAACUGAUGGGCGAAAUUUAAAAUAAGUAACAUUUCUGAUUGGAAGCUUUUUUUUUUUUUUUAUUCUUUUCAGCAUGUCCACAUGAAGUACUGAUUUUUAAAAAAAAAAAAUUUAAGUCAUGGUAUUUUUUUUUGGUGUGUUUGCACCAUAACACUUUUAGAUAAGAGUGGUUAUUGUCAAGCUUAUGUUUAUUGAAAAAUGCAGCCACCUUGCAGAAUAAAAAAAAAAAAAAAAUGUUCAAGACUUGGUAAAUUAUGAUUCUGGCUCUUUGAAAUUCUUUACUGAUUAUAAACUGAUCCUUUAAAUCCAACAUUACCGGUCCUUCUAAUGCCGCUCAGCGGAACUGCUCAUUAAUCCUCUAUGAAAAAGCCUUGCAAAUGGUAAUGCAUGAGAAAUGGGACAAAUGACCACUUUGCACUUACACCGCCAAUAACAAAGGCUGUUGGUUAAAAUCUAUUUUAAUUAAACAUUCGGCCUCCUUUUCAAAGAAUUUGUUUAAUACAUCUAACCUCCGUAUUUGCAUGUCUUUUUUUUUUGUUGCAAUUCCUAGAAAUUUUUGUGUGCAUUUUUAAAUUUUUGCAUUUUAAAGGCAGGUAAUGGGUCAGGAUUUAAAGAGAUAAUUGGGUCACCGGGAGGGGAACGUGAAAAGGAUAUACAAAGUAUUCUUUUGAUAUGAGUAAAUGGGCAGGGCUAAUUGUGUAAAAUAAAACUUUUUAUUUAGUUGACGUAAAUGUGACAUAAGAUGCUGAAUUCCCUGGUUUUAUAUUAUUAACAGUUGCUUGGGUGGAAAGCUUUUGCUGGGUGGGAGACUUUGAAAUGCAGAGUGGAAUCCAAUUAAACUCUUAUCUUGUUUUUACAGAGCCUUCCCUGUUUGUAGAGUUAAUUGGAAAGCUGCCUUGAGGGUUAUAGGGCCUGCUAUUUUUUUUUUUCUUGUAGCUCCCUUUUGGUAAAUGGUGAGAGAUGCAUUGUUCGUCUGUAAGUAUGUUAAAAGGUGUAUGUGUUUUUUUUUUUUUUUUUUGUAGUUUUCAGGAACAGCUUAUUAAAGAUACUUGUUGAUACACCAUUGGACUCUCACCCAGUAUCAAUUCCUUACAUUUUUAAAAAAAAUAAUAAUUAAAAACUCACUUUUUGAGGAAGGCAUAUCCAUGAAUUUAACCGCUUUCUCUGCCCCCACCUUGGUAAUCCACCUUGCUUUUUCUCUUGCUACUGUAUCAUAUAAAGAAAAAAAGUCCUUUAGCAAGCUUAUUUUCCCAAACAUGAAUUGCAUCUUACGCUUGCCUCUUUCUCCCCACUCCCCUUAGAAUGUAAGCUCAUUCGAACAGGGGCCUCAACCUUUGGUACGUUAUCGGACGCCCUCAUGCUCUGCAUGAGGACCUCCAGCGUCAGGUUUUCCCCGUAAGAAAGCAUUGAAUAAUGCUUUCCUAUGGAGAUCUCCUAAUGCGAGUGCCAUUGCCGCACCUGUGCAUUAGGUCUCCCCCGCUGGCUGACGUCGGCAAGGGAGGAGCGUGGGCAGAGCCUGAGCCAGCACUUAGGGACAUCAGCGCUGGAUUCAGGUAAGGGGAUCAAGGUUUUUUUUUUUUUUUUUGGGAUAAAUCUAUUUUAAGAAUGCUUUAUAAACUUGACUUCUUACAACACUCUUUAAAACAAGUGUAUUGUAAAUAAUUUAUUGCUUGUGGAAUUUUUGUGUUGUCGCAAAGAACCCUGGUGGGGUUACACCUCUUGUUGGGUUUCAGUGGCCACGCAUUGGAAGGUAGGUAUACUUGCAUUUUCUUCGCAGCUGCUGCCAUGUUCUUCCGGCAGACCAUCUACAACUCCUGGCGCUUCAUCUGCCAGAAGCUGCGUCUGUGCUAAUCCUUGUGGAUGCAAUUCCACAACACUAAUGUCCAUCGAGUAUCCCACAAGACUGCCGGAGUCUCCAUAGAUCACUUUUAUAUAUACAGUACUCAGAAGUGAUAAAGCAGGUUUAUUUAUUUAAAUUUUAGAAUUAAUUUAUGAUUUAAAUAACAUUUUAAAAUGGCAGUGUAUUUUGUAGUUUUGUUUUUAUAAUUUUUUUUUUUUAUUUUUUUCUCUCCUUUCUACUGUAUAAGUUGGACUUAUUUCUUGAUACAUAAAUUGACUGGUUGCUCUGCAUUUGCACCUCUCCAUUAGUUGGUAUACUGUGGUAUGCUCAGGUUGUUGGAAAAUAACUUUAGCCUGCUGCUUUUUUUUUUUUUUUUUUCUUAAUCCUAAAAUAAAAGCACUGCAAUUUGUAAAUAGUCAUGAUGUUUUGGGUUGCUUCCACUCCGUGAGGUGUGACCGGUUUUAAAAAUCUAAAGAAGGAUGUAGCUUUAUGUCUUAGGAGAAGCCUGAGUGGCAAAGUCAAUAGUUAACCAAAGUCGUUGUAAACUUCAUCGAAAAGAGGCUUUCCUAAAGUCAUGUAAACAAUAAAAUACAUUUUUAUAAUACUUUUUUUUUUUAAAUAAAAGUGUAUUUGUGGGCUGCACGUUUGCAUAAAAAUACAUUUUGCAAAAGUUAGACUGAAGCCUGUGGGGCUUUAAUCAAUAUCAAUAUGUAUUAAUCUGUCUAAUUAUAGACACCCAUAUCUGUAACCCUAUCCAGGAUAAUUUGCUACAUCUCUGCAUAAGAGCUCUUUAUAUUGAACUGUUAAAUGCUACUCUCCAUCCAUACUGCAAACACAGUCUUGGUACUUACAAGUGGAUGUUGUCAAGUUCUAUGUAUCCCAUAACAGUCAACACCCACACGAACGCUGAACAUCACUGUGCAUCCAGGAAGCACCUGUAGUGGCCGUCUGAGUGACUGACACUAGAGGUGUUACUGGGGAGUAAUGUAAACCUCUUUUCUCUCAAUGUAGUGUUUACAUUAAAAAGUCUGCAGGGGCAGGCUCAGAAAACCUUCAAUAAGCGGUAGUUGUAAUGGUGACUACAGUGUCUCUUUUAACCUUAAAAGGGAAAUUUAGCGUCUUUGUAAUUUCUUUAAAAAAAAUACAGUGACAUAAUUAAGCAUGUUUGGAACAACUUAGUUUAUAUAGAAAUCCUAAGCACAAUAGCUAAAAGUAGCCUUUUAGUUCAUCCUGAUUUGACAGCACAAUUGUUCAGGCAGUUGUAAAGUUGUGUCCUCUGUCUCCCUGCCAGAAUUGGUUAACAAUGGAUGGAUAGCCAUUACUAGAUCAUGCAGGAAGUAAUAAUACCUUGUUGUGAUUGAGGAUUGAGUUUCUUUUGGGAACAAAUGUAGCCAACGGAUGUCCACAACUCAGUGUGUAAUAUGCAGAAGUUUCAUCUUCUACAGGACAUAUGUUGGGGCUUCUCCAUAAAUGUUGCCUUGUAUUUCUUGAGCUGAUCUGAUGGGAUCUGCGUAUUAGCAGCAUCCUUCUCUCCUGGGAUAGGAAGGAAACCUUAUUGUGAUGAAUGUUCCUUCAUUUAUGACAGCACAGCGCUCUCAACCCAAACACAUAUUGUUCUUGGCAAAGAUUUGUGCAGGGUAUCUUCCUGUUGCAAAUCUCAUUUAAAUAAUGACCUUUUUUAUGAGAAACUCCUGUUUGGUGUGUGUUUGUGUCUCUGGUACCAGUAAUUACAAUCUAUGGCUUUCCUAGCAUAUCCUAGUGUAAAGUUCAGUGUCUACAUGCAGCACUGCCACAGGAUGCGCCUCUAGUAGCCAUCUGAGUGGUGGCCAGUGGAGGAGUCCCUAGGGAGCACUCAAGGGAAUGAUUAUGCUCACUAGAACAAAUACAAUAAGCCGUAGUUGUUGUGGUGACUAUAUAAAGUGAUUCGGAAACAUAUGCACAUGUAUUGCAUCUGUAUAUCUUCGAAGUAGAAAGGCAGCGCUAUGCUAGUGACAAAACCUAUGUAGUAUUGUAUUAAUCUUAAUCUAGUUGUGUUUGUUUAAAAUAUAGCAGAUAAAAAAAAAAAGAAAUAAGUGUUUUUUUUUUGUUUUGUUUUUUGUUUUUUUUUUAAAUGGAUUACAAUAAACCAAAAGUGUUCUCAUUAAAUAGUUUUUGUUAGAUUAACUCUUGCUUUACUGGUAUGCACUGCUAAAACUUACACCCGUUUCAACGCGGAGGCCAACCUCCGCCCAAUCCUCAUCUGCUGACACCAUCCCCCUUUUAAAUGAGUCCCAUUUGCCGCCUCACAAAGUCAGGCUCUUCUCGUUGCGUUCUUCACAACAUUUAAUGUAUGAGGCUCUAGCACUCGUAAUUCUGCACAGAUAUUUUCCUUGAGUUGCUCAGAUGUUCAAGGUUUGUUCACUUACACCUGCACCUUCAGAUAUCCCCACAGGAAGUAAUUGUGAGCGGAAAGGUCUGAUGAAUAUGGUGGACAAAUCUGCCAAUUUCUUGAAAUUAUCCAUUAAUUACAGUUUUACUUGUUGUUCCUGCAUGAACCUCUAGAAUGUAAGCUCAUUGAGCAGGGCCCUCCACUUGUCUUAUUACAAUUACAUAUCUGUUGGUCCACCCAUUGUACAGCCCUAUGGAAUCUGAUGGCGCUAUAUAAAAAAAAUAAAAAUGAAAUUACCCAAUCUGUUAUCAUGUGUACCUGAAGGAAAAAAUGUAACUGCUAACAAAUACAUUAUUUACCUGUCAAAACCUACUCUGAAUUUUGGCCAUCCUGUAUUAGCUUUUUUAAAGACCCUGUUUUAAAGACCCAAGAUGUGCAUUUUCUGCAAGGAUCAGAAACUGAUCUCCCAUCCAGUCAUGGUCCUCCCAUUAUUUGUAGUGGGUCUGCUUUGGAUAUCCUAUGCCAUGGUUUAUAGGGUUUGGCUGUUAGGAGAGCUUUGUAUAUCCUUUUAAUCCUCUUAAUGUCAGAGGAGUAGGCGAACUACUGCAAUUAUGUAAAUUUCUAUUUUAUUGCAGAAAUUCAUCAAGCAUUGCUUGGAUGCUAGAUCAAAUUCAUUCUUUUUUGCCUUAGAUGUCCACAGUGACCCAUUUUUUAAAGUUUCUGUGGUGUAAUGAUAUUGUCAUGUUUCACUAGUUUGUGUGAAUUUUCCAAUGCUGAAUUUACUCCUGGAGUCUAAAUUUUAGGGUUAUGUAUGUAUAUGCAUUUACUUCCACUGUGUAACUGCUAAUAUGGUAAUGUCUCCUAUGUACACAACUUGUACUGCUGCUCGAACCACCUGAAUGUGUCUCCUGUUCAGAUGUAAAAACGAAAAAAAUUGGCAUUUAAUGCACGGCUUGCAUUCCACCAUAUAAGACUGAAUAUUUUAUUAGUUUCUGUGUGGGAAGUGGGCUUACUGCCAGCUAAUGGGAUGCAGUCAUGACUUCUGCUGAAUCAUCUGAGCAGACUUUGUGGGAUAAAUUCCUUAUCUUGCCCACAAAGCACAUUGUAUCGCUCUUCCCAACUUCCUCUUAAUCUCAUGAUAUUUCUUCUCCGCUUUUGACGUUGGCUAAUAGUUUGUAACAUUUCUCUAUUGCCUAAUAGAGUAGAAGGGGCACAGACCAAGCUUGUUGGUCUCUCCUACCUCAACCACCUUUCAAGUGAAUUCUUCUUGUUAUGGUUUCUACUAAAAAGAAUGUUCCUUUUUGUAUUAAAUAUGUUUAUUAUUACAACAGCAUUGCAGGUAUCAAACAGUUUUCUGUUAAUGCGAACAAUCACCUACGCAGAGGUUUGCAGGUCUGAACAAUUGUAUACAUGCAGAUAUUUGCCUGCGCAGAGGCGUGUUUAACGGUUUGUGUACAUAAAAGCAGAUGGUCGUCUACUUUAAGGCAUGCCUUUCAGAUCAUCUAGGUUUGUCACAUUUAGUUUCUGUAUUUCCGUGUGUGUCAGCAUAUCUUAAUAGCUAUAUGAUGACUUUAGGAAGUUGAUAGUGAUUUUCGUUAACCUAUGGCCUAAUGAGGCAAUGUGGCCGAAAAGUAGUCGUUCUACCACUGAGUGUUAACCCGUAGAUACAGUUGUUUUAGUGUGGGUAAUGGUAUGCCUUUCUCAGCAACUAAUCGUCUAUUGUGUGUGUGUGUGCAUGCCGCAAUAGUUAAAGCCUCGUGUUCGUAUAAUACGUUAGGUAGAGGAGGCCUAAUCAUAACGUUAUAAACCGUAAAUACUAUGCUCCUCAUCCGGGUAUCUAUUUUGUGUGUAUGCCACCUAGGUCUGAGCUAUUUGCCUAUGUGUGAUGUUAGGUAAGGGAGGCAUAUGCAAGACUUAUUUAUGUUGGGUAUGAAUGAUAGAGAUAGCGCAAUGAUCAGACAUUCAAACAUUAAGGAAGGGGUACAUUUGUUUGCCUCUCGUCGCCUACGCAGAGGCUGGUUGGUCGUUGCAUGUAUGGUACAGCGUAUAUAUGCAUAUGUAUUUGCUCGUAUUGUAUAGCUAUGCGGCUAGUAGUGUGUCUUUAUUGCAUUUGCACAGGCGUAUGUGGUUUUGAGUGUUCCUGCUUUGGGCAUAUUAAUUGUCUGUGCCUGCGGGUUCCGUGACUUUUUGUUGAUGUGUUGCGUUGUGUCUAAACCCGGGGUGCCUUAGCGGCUCGUUUAUUGUAUCCUGCUUCUCUGCUAAUGGCAUUCGGUCAGUUAGCUUCCUAUUUGUGUCCCCUCUAUUGGGCUUUUAUCUGAUGUUUAAGUCCUAUCGUGCUCUGGUACGUGUGCCUGCUAACUACCCUUGCGUCUCUGUAUCCGUUGCCUUGUGUAUCUUGGUGUUUCAUGGUCGUGCGUAUCCAUUUCUGUUCGGUAGUUAUCCUUGUACUCGGCGUGACUAUUCAGUUUAGUGAGCUAGGGUGCGCCGGCGUAUAUUGUAGGGGGCUUCGAUGGUUUGUGUGUUCUAAGUGUUGGGUAUCCCUCGGUCCUAUUGCGUUGCUGCCUGCCUGGAUGUCUGGUUUUCAGUGUGUGUGUGUGUGUGUCUCGAUUUUGUUUAGAAUAUGUUUAUUGGUUUUGCAGUAUAUGAUCUAUGGUGUAUGUAUUUGUGGUUUAGCAGAUAGGUGUCUGUGCAGGGGCGUAGUCAGCUGUACAUGUGGGGGGGGAUCAUGUUGUUGCCUUCAUAGAGGUAUUUGGGGGUAUUGACUUGUUUUGUAGUCUUUAGUUACGUGUGUUGUUGUGUACCCAUUAUCGCACUUACUGUGAUAGCUUUGGUUUUGUUGUCUUGUGUGUCAAGGAGUUGGGUGUGGUGUUAGUUCUAGGUUGUGGUCCUGCGUGGUGGUGUUUGGCGUCCGUUAGUGUAAUAGCUAUAUGGCUAGUUGUCUUUAUUUGUGGUUGUAGCCCCAUAGGUGGCUAUGUGUGUGGCUCGCGAGUGUCGUGUCUGUAGGCGGUAUAUUCGUCUCAGGUGUCAUCAGUUGUCAUUGUGUCGUGGUGCUGACUGGGUGUGGGUCAGGGUGGGGUGGGUCGGGGGAAUGUUCCUUUUUUUUUUUUUAAUGUACAAUUUUUAUUUACGGUUUUAUAUUUUACACCGAAAAAUAGAUAUACUGUAUAAUACAGCAUUGCAAGAGUAGAUGAGAUCAAGAUACAUGGGCUGUGUUGGCAUAGACCAUCAACAUUAGGCAAUAAGGUCUUUAUCCUCAACAUAUUAGGAGAUAUCAGGCAGCCGAAUAAAGUAUGCAGCAUGUACCAUUGAUGUCGGGGAAGACAAUACGGUGUGUCAACUUUUGUACACACAUCGCUUAGACCAAUUAUGCCUCUUACUCAUCAGUAAACCUUGGUGGGGGGAGGGGGUGUGGAAACCUAGCAGCUUGGGAAGAAGAGAUAGGGAGGGGGGAGAAAAGGGCCGGGGCGAAGGGUGGAAGAUGUUAGCGGUCAAAGAGGCGCGAUGUAAUGUAACCCACCCACUUGUCUCGCCAAUGGGCUUGAAGUUAGAUCCAUCUCAGUCGUUCCGCACUAUUGCAGUCACCAAAGUGCUUGUGUAGACCUCCCUCCAAUAAGGGAUUAGUUUCCUACAAGACUGCCAAAUGUGGAGAUCAGAGCCGACCUCCUCCUUGCCUCUCCAACAGGUUUGAGACCUCAGGGAGCAUACAAUGUAUUCACCCCGUCAAUAAUUUGUAGUUGAGCUCUUGUUUGGAGCACAUGGAGCUCUAGUUUGUCAAAACGUGGAUUUCCAUCCACUGAGCAUUCGAGAGCAUGACCACGGUGGCUUUUCCCAUCAUGUGUUUAUGUUUCAGAGGUUCGGGAAGGUCGGAUGAUGGAAGCAGUGUGUAUAUCACCAAGAUUACCUUAUAGAGGUGUGCUGGCGCCCUGCACAGUUACUCUAACUCCAUUAGCUUCCUGUGGAAUAGGUGUCGCCCAUAUUGGAAAGAUUUAACUUGGAAGUAGUGAAAUCUGUCUAGACCCAUUGGAGUCCUGUUUGGCAGUAAAUCCGGGAGUGGCCUUAGUGUCUCAGAUGUGCACCACUGGUGCAUGUAUGUCCAGUCCGACUCACCGAAGGCCUUUGUCUCUAGGUGUAAGGCAGCCAGCGAUCUCUGAGUUAUAUAUGAGCGGGGUUAAUUGGCCUGCUGUUGUGUAUAGCGUAAGCCUCGUCCUAACCGAAUUCCAGACCCGCACGGUCACCCCUAUGAACAGGAGGGUCUGUAACUGUGCACCCCUCAGUGGGCCAUGCAACACACUGCAGCUGGAUGCAUCUCCUCCACCUGAGUCCUCUCCAAUUGAAUCCAGACUUUGAUACCUUACUGUUUUUUUUCUAAUUUGCAAUGCUUCCACUGUUGCCUCGAGCAUGUUUUUGCAUCGUCACUCUCUUCUAAGUAAAUACAAAAUGUCUCUUUGUCCAGUCUAAACUAGCAAGCAACAAACAGAAUGUUGAGAUUGUUGCUCAACUUAGAUGAUUUAGUAUGGUUACAUUUUUUUAAUUUAUUUUUUUGGUCCCUCUUCCUUUAUUUCUUCUGGUACAGAUUAUGAGCAUUCACUGAAAUAAAAUCCCCCAAAUUUAAAAAGGUGACCUAAACAGAGGUAACAGGGUGUGAUGAUAAUCUCCAUCCCUCCUAUAGACUGUAAGCUCGUUUGAGCAGGGUCCUCUUCAACCUAUCAUUUCUGUAAGUUUUCUUGUAAUUGUCCUAUUUAUAGUUAAAUCCCCCCUCUCAUAAUACUGUAAAGUGCUACGGAAUAUUUUGGCGCUAUAAAAAUGGCAAUAAUAUUAGGUUCACAAUCCUUUUUUGUCGUAACAUGUGACUUAAAGGGACACUAUAGCCCCCCCCCCCAACUACUUCAUCUCAUUGUCCCUGUCCCCUUAAACCUGCAAAGUAAAACAUUGCAGUUUUAGAGAAACUUCAAUUUUUACAUUGCAGGGUUAACAUUGUCUCUAGUGGCUGUCUCUCAUACAGCCACUAGAGGCUCUUUCUGCAGUUUCACGGAGCUCAACUCCAUGUAAUGACACUGGUUGUCCAACAGAUUGCAAAUCCCCAUAGAAAACACAUUGUGUCUGUGCUUUCCUAUGGGGAAGGCCUAAUGCGUGUGCGGCGCUGCCCUGUUCCUCCUCAUGCUGACAUCCAUAGCAUAGCAGCCAAUAUGGGUAUAGUUUUGUUUCUCCUUGUCUCAAAAAUUAUAUGUAAACUUUACAUAUGUUUUUCCAGGUGGAUGAGCUAUUGGUCUAUAUUGUUGGUUCAUUUUAAGAAUGUGUGUGUGGUUUAAAAAAAAUAGUUUGACUAAUCUUCUUCUUAACCACUCAAUCUGAUGGCAAAGCCAGACAUUACAAACCUGUUUGUGUUAAGAAUUUUUUUUUUUUUUUAAUAUAUGAGGUCAUUGAGUUAUCUGUCCAUAACUGAUGUGUUGCACACCACAUAACCCUUGUCUGUGUCACUUUGUCAAAUAUUGUUUGAACAAAAGGAUUCUGGGUGUGGGCAUUAAAGUCAAAUGGAUCCCUCAUAUCUAAGGGGAUUAUUGAAUAUAGAGUGGAGCAGCUGUUCUGACAGUUUUUCAUAGAUUCUUGGCCAACGCAGACAAUAGUAAAUAUAAUCUAUAUGUAGUGAUGACUGCCUAUUUGUCUAAAUUCUGAUUUAUAGAAUGAGAGAAUUUCGAGAAAUAUCUAGCAUUAACAAAGGAAAUGGAUUCAUAGGACAUUGAUGGUUCAUUCUGUCUCAAGUAUUUUAAAUUCUUUACAUAUCUUUGCAGUCUGUACACUUUUUUUUUUUUUUUUUAAACACCGCGUAGCCAUUGCCUUUUUUUUUUUUUAACAAAUAACAUAAGUGGUGGCUUUAGAGUGUAGCAAAAAAAUGGCAGCUAUUUCCCCUUUAAAAUUAAGUAUACUUCCCUCCUCUCCAACUAGCCUGAAAUAUUGAUUCAAUUAAAGACCUGUAGCUUAAUGUUGUGGCCCCACUCUGACCUCCUCCUACCUACUUCUGUUGCCAGAUAGGAGCCCUAAUGCAUUUGGGGGAGGGGGCUUUAACCCCUUUACUGGAACUGCCAAGUUUUAUUAUGUGUUUUUUGUUUCAAUCACUUUGGUAUCUUAAUGCCAGAGCAUCUAACAACCUGUUGCCAUGUUAAAGUCCUCCUGUAGUAAUUCUGAUUCGAGAAUAUACAUGGUUAUGUAUAGUGGCAUGUUAUUUGCCAUGGAACCUAAAAUUAAGAUGCCCUCAAUCCAUUCUGCAAAAUAUACAAGAGUUCCAAAAACAAAUUAAAAUAAAAAAUAAGCUCUUGCGUCUUAACCAUCUGCACAGUUGAAACGAGAUAUAAUGGCCUUAUUGCAUAGGUCUGGGGAGGAGGAUGAAAUCCGAAAAUGGAAAGGACUGGAAUAUAGUCAGACAUUGAUUAUUAUAUUUUAGUGUUAAUUUUAUAUAUACACUAUAUAGUUUUUGAGUGUCCUGUUAUGCAUGAGAUGCAAUCACAGCCAUUUAGACACUUGGCUGACUGAUUUUUCUUUACCCUGUGCCUUUAAAACAUUUUUGCCCUGGGCCAGAGCAACACUCUAUAUAAGCUUGAAGGAUCACUCACACUAUUCAGUUACACUAGUCUGCUAUGCUGUGCAGCAGGAUUUGGAGGCUCGAAUGCAUUUUAUACAUUUUUUGGUUUUUUUUUUGCCAAACAAAAGAUCAAAGAUUUGUGACGCAAACACAUAAAUAUUAGAAACGUGAAAAAAAAAUUUUUUUUUCAGCUCUGUAUGUAAGAGCAUCAUUUAAACUUUCGUUGUAUUUUAACUUUUCACAAUCUCCACGCAUCUGUAUCAGUUAAACAGCUUUUGAUAUUUUCGACAGUACAGGCAUCAGGGAUUUAGAGCUGUAUAUUUCACUGUGUGCUGUCAUAUUGGAGGUCCUGUAAAUGAAACCAGGAUAUCGAUGAUUAAUAAGGGGAUUAUUCCUUCUGUACUUUCAUCAGGAUUUAGAGUUUCUAUGGUGACAGACUAUAUAGACAAAUUUAAAGAAAUGUUUACAACGUGUGUGUGUGUGUGUGUGUAUAUUGAAUAAACCUUAUUCCCAAAGACCAUUAUGAAUUGUUUUGUAGCAUGUUGAUCUAGUUAGUCACUAUAGGGGCAUCUUGUGUUUUUAAAGUGCCAGAUGUCCUCAAUGCAGAUGUGGUGUACUUGAUGGCUACAUAUACACUUAUUCACAUUUACUUUGAAAAAAUAAAGAAUUCAUGUGAUCCCUAAAGUAGGGAUUGUCUGAUUGGUUAGUAAGUGUUACAUUGUAAUGGGAGACUGCCUAAUUGAGAUCAGACGAAAUUCAUUAGCCCAGGGGUUCCCAAUUAAUUUUUCCCAUGGAAUCCUUUUAACAUCGUAUAUACCAACAUCAUGGAACACCCUUUAAAAAAAAAAAAAAAAAAAUUAGCGUAGCACAAACCUUUUAAUAAGUGGCCUUUUUAUUCUCAAUUUCAUAUAUUGUUUUGUUAAAAGGCAAUGUUUGUACUCUAACGUGGUUUUGCUCAAAAUGGCUGGCGUAAUUUAGCAGGUGCUAAAUUCAACUGUUUGGCAAUAUUUUUCUUGCAAACUAAGCAUUGUGCUUGAGGUAUAAUUUAUUUCUGGCACUUGUGAAUCAAAUUUUUAAGUAGCUGUCCUCAUAUUUUGUUUUUCUUUGUUUGAGAAGAAGAUUGGGUAGCAUUAUUGUGUUUUUUUUUUGUUUUUUUGUUUUUUUGACUUGUCUCGACUAUUUGAGGAACAGUAGAUUCAACUGCCAGGACCUGGUUUCUUGAUUUCUUGUUUUCUCGGUUUCUAAAAUUGUCGAACAAUUCGGAAAGUAGUAGUAAUUCUUCUCUUGAUAGUAGUUUCUUGUUUUUAACUAGUUGUCCAAAUUCAUGGUGGUUGGUUGGUUGGAAAAAAAUAACACUUCUCUAACCUGAAAAAAAAUAAGAUCUCACUACCUGACUACAAUGAUGGUUUUUUUGGUUUUUUUAUUUUAUUAUAUAAUGCUUUUUAGAAAGAAAUGGACAUAAGCAGGAUUUGUGCUCAAUCUUGGAGUAAAGAGAGAACACUUUACUACAGAUUUCACCAAAAGGACAUUGUUUUGUUAACAGCAUUUAGAAUUAACAUUUUUGGUAUAUAACAGAUUUCUACUGAUAGUGCAUGAAAUAAAUGUGUGUGUGUGUGUGUGUGUAAAAAUAAAUUUAAAAAUUAUUUUUAAAAUUGCUAAAUUUAUGUGGAUACUCUUGCAAUUUUUUGGUAAUUAUCUGAAAUUGCAGCUACUCCCAUGAACACUAUGGCACUACCAGAAGCAAGCCUCACUUCAACCAAAAGAUCAAACCCCCUGCUUUUGUGAGAGAACAGAAGGGAACUACAUGGAGCAUUUAUCAAAAUAAAUUGGAUUUUGCACUUGGAUUAAUAUGCCAAGUCAGUGUAAGGCAGUUUAACACUAGGAGAGAGCAAAAUGGGAGAAUACUGAAGGAGAGAGGGUAAAAUAUUCAGGGAGGAAGAGGGAGUAAGCGAAUCCUGGGAGGAGCGGAAUGAGGAAUAGUGGGCUGGGAGGAAUUUUUACCUUAAAUGAAGAUGGAGGCUGAGGCUGACCGGGGACAGGCAUGCGUAAAGUGUGUGAUCUCUGCUGUUUCCAACCUGCAGGGGAGUGCGGCUACCAUCUUGGAUGGGGCACCACACGACGGGAACCCUAGGGUUCCUGGAACCAAUUGGGAAGGUAGACAAUGGCCUGAUGAUUUUUAGGGAGAUGUGUAUUGUUCUGCCAAAAAAGCCAGACAUAUUGUGAGUUAUUCCAAUAAAUACCAUCUAUGUAUGCUUUACUAUAACAAGGGGAGAAAAAAAAGUCAGAAGCAUACAUGUACAAUUGCAUCAUCAAAUAUUUUAUGUCAUAGCAAAUUCUUUGUGUCUUUUUAAAUAUAAGUAAUUUUUUUUCUUCAGCGUGUACUUUUUAGAAUGCUCUGAACUCUUCAAUGCACAUCUCUGUAUUAGGCACAUUUGUAUUCAUGUGAUGGCUUGAAUUUGACUUUUCAGCAAUGGAUAAGAGUACCUGACUGUUUCUUCCUGACUUUUUCGCUUUUUUUCUUUUUUUUCUUCUUUUCUCAGAAAGGCACAUUGUAAUUUUAAGCACAAUGUGAUAAGUUAGGAUUUACUAUGGUUUUUAGUAGUUACAUUGGUCCUAAUACUUUGAAGUAGUGGAGUCAUGGGCGAUUCCUGGAAGUAGUGCAUGGGGGGUGGGGGGACUCCAAUGACUUAAUAAUUCCAGUAAUCUUGGUGUGAUUAUGUGUUCUUUUACCCUCAGUAGGGCUAGUAAUUCUUUUUUUUUUACUGGCAAUUUCUAAAACUAGUAUUUUUAAGAUUAAAUUUUUGAAAAUUAACAGUUCAUAUAACAGUAACAUUACAAUAACAUUUAAACUCCCUAAUGUUUAAAAUGAUUUAAAUAUAACUUAAAGAACUUUUAUGUACCUGAUAAUUUUUUUCCCCCCCUUUCAUCUGCCUCUUAAGGGUUGUCUCUUAAUUUGGUUGUAAAAUCAGUUCUCCACUACUUGUGAUGUAGCUUCCGGUACUUACUGAACCUAUCAAAAAAAUGCCUGUUACAACAUAUAUUCUUUUGAUUAACAAACUGCAUGAAUGCCCAUACAAAGAUUAAAGGUGUGUUUUUUUUUUUGUUUUUUAAAUUUUAUUAUAACGUGCGGUAUUUCCAAUUUCCUGCUAAUAUCCGGGUCAUAUUCUCAGUUAAUCUUUUUAGCGUUUUUAGCCAAUUGUAGAAGUAGUAGGCCCCCAGUGUAGAAUCUCUUUUCCUUUCCAUGUAUUUCUAGAGCUGCAAGGACAAAUCCUAAAAUCGAUAAUAAUCAAUUAUGAGAAUGGAGCGUCAACAAAUCUCAUUAUUGAUAUCUUGACUACCCGGGGCUUGUUUUACGCAUUCCGUGGAAAAAAUAUAUUUUUCUUAGAAUUGUACAAGAAAAACCCCCAAAAAGGCAAAACACUUUGAGCAGUUUAUUUUUAUUUUAAUCUUUAUUUUUAUAAGCGUGUGUGUGUGUGUGUGUGUGUGAUAUCAGCGGCAGUUUACAUGGUAAUGGUGCUGGAACAUUUAAUACAUUUUCUAGUGUGACAUGGAGUUUGCUUUUGGUAAAAUCAUUUACAAUCCUGUUGCACAGAAUUGACAUUAGAACUGACCAGAAUCACAUGUACGAUUGGUGUAACUAUAGAGCCCUGGUAAAAAUGCAGAUUACUCUGUAUAGCAGAAGUACAGCACAUACAGACUUCUUACACACCAUGACCACUUUUUAAAAACCAUGUAAUCCAUUAAGAUGGACUUUUGACAGUUGCAGAUUGGAGAAGACUGACUCCUACAUGUGUGUUACUUUUCAGAGCGGUUGUAAGUUUUCUUUUUAGGUUUGGCACACCAGGUUGUUGUGGAUUAGAUUACCAGUGCAACCCAGAAUAAUAGUCCCUCAUGUGCAUUGUGACAUCGCUAUAUGAGAGCGGUAGGUAACCGUCCUGGCUCUCCUAUCCAGAGGGCGGGAUCGUUGCUUGAAACCGCAAAUCUGUCUUCUAACAACUAAAGUUCUCAGGGCCACUAAGAGGGAAGGGGGUUACUGUAGGCAUUGUAACAACUUCAAUUGUAUGAAGUUAUAGUGAGUACAGUGUUGUUCAGCUUUAAUUCCUUUAUAUUUACCAAAAUUUAAUAUUUCGCGAGAAAUAUAAUCUCUAUACAUAUAUAUUGUAUAAGAGCAGUCUAGAUAUUUGUAAUUUUUAUUUAAAAACAAACAAACAACAUUUUUAGGGUCAUUGACAAAUGCCACAUUUACCCAAUGGAUAAUCUGGCACUGUGUAAGGCACGUGAAAAUGCAGAAAUGUCUUUUACGUUGAAGGUAUGAUCUGCGAUGGUAAGCUUUGUUUUAUUUGUAUGCAGUGACCAACAAAAGAUAGAUUAAAAAUAGAAAAGACAACAUCCAUCUCGAUGUGUGAUCAUAUGCGACUCUAAAAUCAGCUGUAAUGUCCGCGCAGUAAAUGUAAGGAGAUUGUGUUGAAGACCACCAGUUCUAAAAAGGUUUUUACUUUAGUAUUUUAAAGAGAAGUUCUUCCCCUAGUGUGUCACGAUCCAUGCAAUGAAACCCAGCCAAUUUAUAACAGGAGCUAGAUUCUGUUCAUUAUUACAGUAUGCUUAGAUUAACUCUCAGCUCAAGUUAGCCAUGCACCAGUGCAACAUGAUCUUUCCGUUCUUAAAUCAUUUUGUCUUUGAAAUUGUGAAGAGAGCCUGACUAAUAUUGAGAACAUUUUCAUAGGUGCUUGGUAGCGAGUAAGUGCUUAACCCUUUAGUGGGAAGCAUUAUUAUAAAUGUCAUGCAGAUGAUUUGUUGGACUGUGUACAGUCUGACAUCCACUGGGAUGCCUUCAUUUUAUCCCCUCUCUGUUGAACUGUCCACAACCCUGUACAUACAGUCGUCCAUUCUAAAGGCCAGAAUUAAUUUAUUUUUUACAGUGUUGGUUAAUGUUACUAGAACACCCUUCAGCUGAGAAGUUGUUAUAGGAUACACUCCAUGCAUUCCCCAAUAAACAUAAAUGAAGCUAUGAUAAGGUGAUUGGUGUGGCUUAUAUUACCUUGAGUGUAAAAAAAUAAAUAAAAAAAAUAGUUAUUUGGAAGGGUGUGAAAUACAUGCAGGAAUUGCUUGUUGCGGCGUUUGUGUAUAAAACAUACACUAACCGUGUGUGUGUGUGUGUGUGUGUGUGUGUGUAUUUAUUAACUUGAGUUAGUAUCAUUCUUGUGAAUAAGCGUGAUUAAUAACCAUCACACCCACCCCUUGACAUCUGCAUCCCAAGAAGCCCGGGUUUGGUGCUUCCCAAAUGAGGUGGUAUAGUCCCUGGAAACGAGGUCUGCAAAAAUUGGAAGGUCAGAUUGGGGUACACAAAGCUUUCUGCCUUUCUCAUGAUAUGAUAUGAAUUAAAUUGCUAUGAAUUUUUAGGCACUGUUCCCUAAAGUGGAACACCAGGUGACAAUGGGACAGGACCCUAAAAUUGUGACUUCUUCACCAAAAUCAGAAAUGUUGGGAGGUACUGUAUUAAUUUUUACAAUAACAACGGUGUGUGAAAUUUUUUUUUUUUUUUUCUUCUCUACAAGUCAAUUGCUUUAUUAUUGUGUGAAAUUCACAUACUGCGGUAGAGGGAAAUGGAUUUUUAGCACUGGAAGUAUGAGGGAUCCUUCAAAGGAACUCUGAUUGUUUCAAAGAGGAAAGGGACUGGAUACUGAGGAGGUGAGCAAGUAGAAAAUGAAGUAUAUAUAGGAACAAAUAAUUUGUUAGUCAAACCCAAAUAAUAUGCGACAAGGGGGAUGUCAGAAAAAGGUUGAGAAUGGGAAAUUCUUUUUUACUCAAGAAGUAGAUUUACUGUGGAAUUUGCUUCCAGGAAUUCCCCUGUUAACCUAUUCAAUGUGGUUAUAGUAUUUGUUCUACUUUAUCACAUGUUGUUUAGUUUUGCUUUUCUACUAUUUAAAAACAAAAAAACAUAUUUUGCAUUUCACUGGUAUUAUUAUGGUUCCCAGUGUGUUCUUUUUACUUGGAAAAAUGUUUUCCAAAACAUUAUCCUUUUCCCCGUUUUAGGGAUCCUAUAGGGCCAGGAAAACAAAACCCGCUUUUCUUGGCACUAUAGGGGUUAUAAUAAAUCAUGUCUCCCCCAAGCGGUGCUUAUGGCAUUAAAAUCCCUUCAGCCACUUACCUGAAUCCAGCGCCAAUGUCCCUCGGUGUUGGGUCAGGCUCUGCCGACAUCAGCGGGGGAGGUCUAAUGCGUGUGCGUGGCAAAGGCUGCGUGCGCAUUAGACCUCCCCAUAGGAAAGCAUUAUUCAGUGCAUUCCUAUGGGGAAAAAUGUGACGCUGGAGUACUCAUGCAGAGUGUAAGGGCUUCAGAUAACGGACCAAAAGUCUGUUUGGAUUCCAGAAGCGCCCCCAGCGGCGGUCUGGUAGACAGCCACUGAGGGCAGAUUUAGAGCUGCAAUGUAAACAUUGCAGUUCUAUGGAACGAAGUGCAAAAGGGUCACAGCAUCCAGACCACUUCAAUGAGCUGAAGUGGUCUGGGUGCCUACAGUGUCCCUUUAAACUAGUGUGGUUCUCACCUAAAGUUUAUGCAUGAUGUAAGUGCUGUUCUAAUUCAUAAUACUUAGAUGCCCACAGCAAUGAUGAUUGUGGUUUUAGUAGUAGGAUCAUUCAAAGAGGUACUUUGAGAGAGGGAAAUGUGUGAGUAUGCAUGUGGAUAUAGAGGAUAGUAUUCUAGGCAUUAAUACACCAUCCUCUAACUGGAGGUCCACCUAGGCUGCUGCACCUCGCAUUUUAAGAGCAUUGAAUACCAGUCCACCAUUUGAUGUCCUCCAUCCAAGUCUAACUUUCUAAGGCCCAGUAUCCUGUUGAAAAGCUGCUAUCUCUGAUUUAAUGCUAGGGAGAGGAAUGACCUGGUCAAUUGUAAGAUCGCCGCUACAGUUUCUUUCUACAAAUGUCAGCAUACCAGACUACUCUGACAAGGCCGAAGUCUGCAGAUGCCACAGUACAGACACAGCUAUCGUUGGUGAGCAGGGCAGCUCACAGAUGUAUAUGGGUAAAUCAAUCUGUAAUCCAGGUAUCAUCAGGGCAUACCAUUUUUUUAUUUUUAUUUUUGAAACUUUUUCAGAGCAUCCUGCUUUUAAUGAAGUCUAAAGUAUUUCAUAAAAUCACAUACAAUUUAAACUUAUUUGAGUGAUACUAAAAGAAAAAUAAAGUGUUAUGUGCUAUUUUAAUAAAUGUAAAUUUUUUUUUUUUUAAUUUUUUUUUAUAUUUUGCAUCUUUUUUUUACUUUUUUUUUAAAUUGUGGUUUUUGUUUUUAAACUGGUGCAGAAGUAGCAGGUGAUUUAUAAGAGUCCCUGAAAUGGAAGUGGCAUAAUGAGAUGAAAUCAUGGCCUGCUUUUUAUUGAAUGCAUACUUGUUUUUAAUUUAACUAUUCUCUCUUUCCAACCUAAGCUCUGUGUAUGUGGACUAUGAAGUCUCUUGACAUGACCCCAGUUAUGUCACGUGCCGGGCACAUCACACCAUUUGUCUUUGUGUCAAUGGCAAUAAUAGGAUUUCACAGAGGGUCCCCCCAUUCUAGCUUUAAACCAGCUGCCCUGACAAGUAUGUUAAAAAGAAAAUAUUUGCAAGUCUUCGUCCACUCUGCGUCCUCCGUUUAAUGUUCAUUACACAGGAUGCUGCCUACUUCUUUUAUUACUAGACAAUGAUCCCUUUUGUACCACGGUGACUUGUGUUGUGCAGGAAAAGCCUUCCAGCUGCAGGACACGUGAUUGUACCCUAGAGUUUUACUACCAUCAAUCUUAAUGGGCAUUCUGUCUUAACAAGAGGGAAAAGGCCAAACAAAUUCUGUUCCAUCGAUGGGGUGGGGGGGGGGGGAUUUUUCAUAGGUAAUUUUUAUGUUUUAUUUAUUUAUUUUUUUAAGAAAAAAUACAUUAAGAAAAAAACCAUUAUAAAUAAAUAUAAAAAAUCCAGUCAUACAGCAAACUCGCAUUUUACAUUAUGGUGAAUUCACAGUUUAUUAAUGCAGAUGCUUUCCUGCUUUAGUAUUUUAUAUUGUACUUCAUGUUUAAGUAAUGCAAUCAUGAAUAACAUACCAGUGAAAUGUGGUAGCUUCAUAUAUCGAUGGGAGAAAAAGUUUAAGAGGUGUUCAUGGCUUUAUUGUACUAAAUGAAAAACACGCCUGUCUGCUACUGCCAGCAGUGUGUCCAUUCUCAAUACCUGGGUUAACAAGUCACUCCCUUUUAUAAAUAGGCUAUGUAGCCUGACAUGCCAGGCUAGAUAACCUCUGCAGUUCAUUGCAGUAGUUAAUAAUGCUCGGAGCUGUGGAUGCAGUCCCUCAAGUGUUGGCGGGCAUGCAUGUAUUACCAUACUCCACAGCAAUAAUAAUGUCUUUGAACAGCAAUGAUUUUGUUCAGAAAUCAGUCUGUAUGAAUAAGAUACAUUGUUAUAGUUCUAAAUUACCUUUUAGUUGCAUAAAUUGUUUUUAGUAAGUCACCUAAAAUGUUUCAGAACAUCCCUGGCCACAACCCCAUCCAUACACCUUAAAUUAAAGUGUUCCUCUUUGUCUCUUGUUACGUUGCUUUCUUGCACCAUUAGAACUCCUGCAGUUCUAGUCAUCUUUAUGGGAGUCCUACUAGGGCUGUAGUACAUGAGUUAUAAACGCAUGAUAGGAGCUUAUGUUACUAUGUACGAAUUGUUUCAUAGAAAUUUGCACAGCACACAUGCACCGUAUUUGGACUUGGGAGGGACCGAGGGACUCCUAGUAUGCAGUUGUGGCUGCUGAGUGUUUGGUUAUUUUAAUUUUUUUUUAAAAAAUUUUUGUGUGUAAAUUUAAAUAAAUGGAUAUUUUGGCAGGGGUACUUCAGGCACUAAAAUGUUACAAAUCACAAAGGUUGUUUUUUUUGCUUUUGCACUUUUAAACAAAUAUGGCCAAAAUAGUGUUUCUCUUUGAGAAUUUUUUUUUUUUGUAACUCCAUUUUGUUUUAUCCCAUCGGAUAGCCAAAAUAGCAGGUAACUGGGAUAAUGAGUGAGAACGUAUAAACCUGAUCGGUACUCCUUUUGUUUGUUAGGCAUUUGUCUGCUUCUCUCUCAUGGGAGGUUUUCCUGGGUGGCUUUUUAAUAGCCUGUGAUAAAUAGCCGAAAACAUUCCUAACAAGAACAGCACAUGAAUGGGUAUGCUAUUGUUUGGAACCUCUAAAAAAGGUAAUUCUGAAUAAAGAUGACCAUUGUAAUUGCAUAUGUAUAGUUCAAAUCAAAGUACUUGAAGGAGAAGCAGUUGUGCAUCUGUGAUACUUCAAUUUAGCUGUUUAUGUGGAAAUUUCUGCUGCGGGCCAGCUUGGAACUCAAGAGCCUGUAUUCUCUUAGUAAGGACAAUCCCACCAGUUUAGAGACAAUUGCCGAGGAUGGAACUCUCUAAUCGUGUUUAGAAGCUAUUUGCAGUUUCCUGAUUAUUCAGCUUGUAAAAUACAUUUCUUUGAAAUAGAUUGGAAGACAAAGAUGCGUGACUGGAGGGUUUUUAUAUGAUCAUCCGCAGAAAAAGAUUAGUAAAGCAGGUAGCACAGGAAAAAAAAAAACAUUGCUUAAAUGUCAUGUCUUUUUAUGAAAUGAUUAUUCGUUGGCAGAUGUUCCCUGUACUUAUGAGUUUAGUAAGCAGUAAACAUACAUUUCCUGGCAGAUGAUCAUAGAAAACUAAAUUAUUCUGAACACAGUGGUAAUUAGCAGGUUAAGAUGUUAUUGCAAAAAACUUUGCAAGAGAAUACAUUGAAGUGAAAUAACGACACCUGUACAAAACCGAUCACGUCACUCUAGCGCUAGAGGCAACAGCUAUCACCAGCACCACAACCACUUCAUUGUCUUCCAUAAUACACUGGAAAAGAUUUAAAAAAAAUAAAUACAAAUGUUUAUAAUAUGUAUAUAAGAAAACACUAUCUUUUGCAGUAAAGAACUGUGGUGUACGGCUACUCAGGUAGUGACUGUAGAAGCCAGACAAUUGCCAGUUUUGGUGUUCGCAUUUAUUUAAAUGUGCUACAUGAUGUAUCAAUUUUCUUAUACAUAAGAAGCUGUUAUGUCCAUUUAAAAAGUGAGACAUAAGCUCCCGGUUUACAUAGGCGACAGUCAGCCAACUGUUAAUAUAGUUACAGUGUGUAUGUGUUGAAUUGUUCUCUCUUGUAAAGAGCAAAUCCUAAAAUGGAUUCCAUUGCCUGAACAUGACUCCUGUUGCUGGCAGAGUGAGUUGGGUUUUGUGGGUAAAAUCAUGGGUGCAAAGAUUUUUACUUAUUUAUUUUUUAUUAGAAUUUAAUUUAUCUAAAAUAUAUUUAAGCAGCAUACAUAUAAAAUGUGUGCAAGUGAGUGAGCCCGUGCUUGCAUAAUUGGGUCCGCUUGCGCCAUGCUGGCAGCUGGGCCCAUUGAUUUUUCAAACUGCCAUAACCUUUGACCUUCCUACGAGUGUCAAUCUAGCCUGACCUGUUUAGUUUCUUCCUGAAAGACCAGUAAUGCUGCUGUCAAACUGUGACAGAUGAUGGGAGAAGUCCCUAAACACUUAAAAUAUUUUGUAUCCUUAAUAUAAUUUCAAGCUUGGGGCAUUGCAUUCUAUAAUUUCUUGAUAUUGCACGUACAAGCUACACCUACACUGAGAUGCAGGCUGGACUAGUUUGGUUUAAGAAACUGUUAAUUCAAUUACAGAUUGAUGGAAUUAGAAAUAAAUCUUAAUUGCUUUUGUGUUUGUUUUGUUUCCCCCCCCCCACCCCCAUUCAAAGAAAACCAGGUAGAUCCCUUGGCUGUAUUUAACUACUUACCCACAACCUAAAACAUUAGCAAAGUCAUGGAAGAAAUAGUAGCUUUUUCAACAAGGAUUCUUUUUGGGGUUUUUUCAUACGCGUGUGUUAACUUUUUCGAGUGCUAGGUAUUGCACAAAUGGUUUACAUGGCAAUGCUGUAUAUGUCCAUCCAUCCUGGUGCUGUCUAGAUAUGUUAUCAGAGCCACACUUUUAUUCAUCUAUAUGUGCUUCUUAAAUACAAUCUGGUUCAUAAAAUAGAUUUUUACAGUCAUGGCUGAGUUAUCCAAGGUGUAAUACACCCAUCCGCAUGCUUUCUGGUUAACUGCCAAGGCUAUUUGACAUAUGAGUGAUGGUAUGACUUUUGCUAUAUAUUAUUAUUUAUGUAGCGCUGUAUUAUUAAUUGAUCAGUCUUCCUAUUCAAUAGAACACAAUGUGUCUCCUUGGCAUAUUUUUGUUAUGUGUAAAAUGCAUAUUUGACAUAAGCAGGCUAAAAAUAUUUUCUGCUAUUAUGCUACAUGGACAAUUAAUGGUUAGCCUUACAUUUUAUUUAUAUAAUUUCUACAUAGGUAUGAUCUUUCUAUGAUAAGACGAUGUUACACUUGGUAUUCAUUAAAUUACUUUUUCUCACUAGAGGUGACUGUACUCUGGAAGCAGGUUAUAUACUUGACGAUUGAGAUGUCUUUUCUCUGUUGCUGGGCUAAACUCUGAGAAACUCAGAGGAUCUCUGCACACUCCUUUUGUUUAGUACCACUGUAAUGGCUCAAAAUAGACCAAUUUACUGGCAUCUUUCAUGUACACUGGAUACUUUUCAUUAAUAAUUAAUUUGCAUGUACUUUUUACAAGUGCAUUUCUUAGGAACGUGGGAUUGUAUUUGUCCACUAAUGCAGGCAUUCUGUUGUUCUAGGUAACAGAUCUGUUUUGUGGCAACACAAUUGCAUUGCAAGUUUCUUUGGCCAUCAAAGGUUUUAGUGAAUAGCAGUAUUUGAAUUGAACAAUGACAUGCAGUAAUUUGUAAGAGAAGCUUUGAAUUGCUUGUCAGAAGAAGUGUUUAAUUUUUUUUUAAAGAAGUUCCUUACAGUUUUUUUUUUUUUUACAUAAACUGCUAAUGAUUGGUGCAAGUAACAUAGGUGUUGUGGAUGUAUGGAUCUUGUAUCAAUGGACGCUGUGUGCAAUUGAAUUGAUUGGUAAGUGCUAUCGUGGGCAUGACAACUUGAAAAACUUUAGCAAUGCAUGUGUAGGUAUCUGAUGCUGUUUCUUUGAGGUACGGGGGGGCGAGUGUUUUUAUUUUGUUUAAAUUACUACUGCUUACGGAACCACUGAAUCCUAUUCUGAAAUAGUUUAAAUAUGUAUGUGCCAUGUAGUGGACUUUCUUGGUCUUGUCAGCAUCAUACUCAUGAGAUAGUUGGGAAAACAUGAUUUCUUGAGUUUGUGCCCAAGGAGGAUUUUCCAAAGUCUUGAGAGAUUCAGGUGAUGCAUAACAACAAAAUGUUUCUAUUUGUGCUGUGUGUGUCUGUCACUCUAUCUAGCCUCAUGCACACAUUCUAGUUUUGCUUUUUUGGUGUCUUUAAAACAAAAAACACAAAAUGAAUGUUAAGAUGUAUGGUAUAUGUAGCCUACAAAUUUACAGUAGUGUAUUUUGAUGAAGCAGUAUACAAUUAAAUAUAUUAUUUUUCUUAAUACGCAUACAAAAUACUGUUCCGCUUUUGGUGUUUUAUUUGGACUUUUAGCAGGAAAUGUGACCAGUUUUAGUCUUCAAGAAGGCUAUCAUGUACACACAAUCAAUGAACUCGAUCUGCCAAAAUGUUACUGGUGUGCCAAGAAUUUCUACUUUCUCACUUUUCACUUCAGAGGCUUGGUUGAUGGCCAUAGGUUUUUUUCCCUCUCCUGUUUGGCCCUUGGCUAUCUGGCUUAUGUUGGAAGGAAGAAGGGCUAGAUUAAACCACUUUAGUGAUGCAAGUAGGGUCACCGCGUCAGGUCAGGAUUUAACUCCAGUGACCAUUCAUCACAUGUUGAUUGAUUGCCACAUGGUUCCAGGGGACAUUUCCAUCAACUCCCCCCUCCUGGGGGAGCAGAUGGACAAGAAAGAUGGAGCCGAAUGCCACCCAGGAAUUUCCUCUGUAAAACAGGAAAGAAACUGUUGUAAGCAACUAUUGCUCAACAAACACUUGGGUUCUUGCACUUUUUAGGAAAGCGGAUGUGAUCCUUUCCAUGUCUUUCCGGGUUUAUUCUUUUAGUGAAUUUUUAUUUCCUCUGCUCACCCAAUUUUAUAGAAUGGAUUAACUGUUUAAUGUUGUCUUUAACAGUUGGAUAGAAUUGCACACCAGUCACUAAUUCAAUUAAUGUUUAAGUAUAAUACUCUGGGUGCAGGAUUAGAGUGCAUCCCUUGGUGCACAAAGUACUAUAACAUAAUAGUAAUCUGCACACCAUUCACUAUGCAAAUAAAUCUUUUAUGCACCUUUUGCUAAAUAGAGAAAAUGCGCAAACCAUAGCAAACACGCGCACAUAAGAAAAGGGGGGGGGGAAAAAACAAUAGGAGAGACAGACACCCGAACUGUUCUGUACCAUUGCUCAUUUUACUAUUUGCUGUUUGUACUUAUUCUGUGACUAAUUAUAUAGUCAUUUUAUUUUCAGUGAAUGAUGCCUGGAUCACUAUUAGUUGUUUUUUUGCAGGGCUUCACAUUUUCACACCAACGUAUCAAUAUUAACUUUUUUUUUACUGAUCACAUGCCCAGCUGUUUGUGUGUGUGUGUGUGUGUGCGCGUGCGUGCAUCAUUCAUUGCAUACAUUGAUUAUCCGUUUGUAUGUCAGGUGCUUAAAGGUUAUUAAAAUUUUGUUCCUGACGAAUGUUUAUCUGUCUACUGUAAAGCCUGCACCAGCUGUUGUGGCAAUGCAAGCAUACCUGUAUAUUCUAUGCACAACCAAAAUACAGUAAAGAAUAAUAAUAAAAAAAGUUCCUGUAGCAUACAUAAGUAAAAUAUACAGUCAUUUGUAGUUGUGUAAAAACAGGCUUGCGUUUUUUUUUUAAUGAAAAGUUCAUGGCGACUAAUGUGUGCUAUAAUCGUGUGUAAGAUGGGAAAAACUGAGUAAGGAAAUCAGCUUGACGGACAGAUGCCUCUUAAAUAGAUCUGGGGAAUUUGACUAUUUGAGCUGUCAGAUGGGUACGGGAGGAACAUGUACGCUAGCUUCAUGGUGAAGGAAGAAUGUGUCGGUUUUAACAGAUGUGGAAAGAUUCCAAAGCGGCCUGGGAAGAUUCUCACUUGGAGUUCAGGAAAAUCAGGAACCUCAAAAUACUUGACAUGCAAUUCUAAGAGGUCCUUUUAGCUUGAAAGGGGUGUGUGUGUGUGUGUGUGUGUGUGUGUGUGUAGAUCUCUCUUUUUUUUUUUUUUUUAAAUGCAUAAAAUAACUACAGUCAAGGUUAUGAUGUUUUUAAAUCUGCUUUCCUGACGCUAUAGUGCAAAACCCACCAUUAAGGUGGCUUGCCGCACACCCUUCCCCCAUUAAAAGCAUGAAAAACUCUCCUUAUUUCCAGGGCCAUGCAGGUCUGCUGGCACUGGCCCCACCCCCUUGGUGACAUCAGAAUUGUUGAUUUUUAGCCAAUCGAAUUGGCUAAAAUCUGUAAGGGGCGAGGCCAAACACCAUUUUGGUCAUUGAUUCAAUGCAUCUCUAUGAGGAAAAUUCAGCGUGGGGACGCUGAACGGCAGUGCUGCCUAUUGUGCAACACUGAGCCAGGAAGCACCUCCAGUGGUCAUCUGAGUGGCAGCCACUUGGAGGUGUCCCUAGGAGCAGUGUUUGCAUGAAAAUUCCUGAAGGCAGUGAUUAUACUCACAUUAAGCUGUAGUUGUUCUGGUGACUAUAAAGUCCCUUUAACUCCUAAAUGGCAGAGAAAUGAGCAAUGAGGCUGCAGGGGCAUGAGCUAUAUACCAAAACAGUUAUAUUAAGCAAAAGUUGUUUUAAAUACUAGUUAAAUUGGUGUGUAUUGUGCUGUCUACUUUCACAAAUGCAGUAUGUGUCUUUUUAAAUCGGGAGUUUUUAAAGCAACCCUCCAGGCACCAUAAAACCUCUAUCAAAAUCAAGUUAUGGUGCCAGGAGGUCCCUGGCGCGUGCUCCAAUGGUUUAACUCCAAAGUCUGUGCAUCGGUGCCAGUGCUACUGCCUUCUUCCUUUUUUUUUUUUUUUUCUUUCUUAAAAUCUUUCUUAAAAAGACAGCAACACUGCUCAUUGGCUGAGAUGCAUCAGCCAAUCAGUGACUCCCCAUUCAUAAAACUGGUUAGUAAAAGGUUUAUUUCCAAGCACGUUUUAUGAAUGAGGAUUUCUUUUGAAGCCAGUUUUGUGAAUGGGGAGUCACUGAUUGUCUGAGAGCCUCAGCUGACCACACUCAGCCAAUCAGUAGCGCCACUGCCAUCCAAUUAAAAGAUUUUUAGAAAAUGGAAGGACCGAGGCAUGGAGUUUCAGAGCUGGAACACACUUUGACGUUAAAGUGUUCGGGGGCACCAGGGACCGCAUGGCACCAUAACUUCAUUCUGGUGAAGUUAUGAUGCCAAAACUGGUCAUUUUAGGUAACAAGUGCGUGUGUUAGAAAACUUCAUCUAAAUGCAUAGAGUUGAGAAGAUAAUAGGGAGAGUUCAUAUAUCUAACUAGGAUAUCAUAUUUUUUUUUUUGGUCCAUCUCUCUUUAUUGAAAUACGAACAGUGGUCAGAUUAUUAGAAUAUCAAAGUACAACAUCAGGGUGUAACAUUAGUUUUACGUAGCAAGACUUUUGCUUUGAACUUGUUUGUAUAUCAUUAUUUCAAUAAAUGUUACAAUAAAAGGUGAUGCGUUUUGGGUCUAGGUAGCAAAACAUAUAGGUAAUACUGCAUUUGACUAAACCAUGGGCCUUUGUCGACCCUCCCCUCCGACUACCGAUGAUGCCAGCUCCUGGGCUUUGGCCUGGGUUUGACCCGAAUUAGUUAGCAGGAAAGCUUCUUGUUGCUUUAAGCCUGUGCCUGUCUCGAGGCAGUCAGUCUCUGGGUAUGAGUUCUCUGUCUCGUUUAUUCUUGCGUCGGGUCCUGUCGUGUAAUUAGACAGUGGUGGCUGAUAGUGUCAGCGGUCUCUGGGUAACUAGGAUAUCUUGACUCUCUUUAAUAAUAAUCUUUUUGUAUAGUUUUGGAUUAUUAUGCAGAAUGCUUAGCUGCUUCUCUGUAGAGCAUUGAGAACGUGUUUAAUAUUUAGGAUAUAGCCAUUACACACAUACAAAAUACUAAAAAGCAGUGCUGCUCCGCUACCCUUUGAGAUACUGAAUACCUCUGGUACUGUAUGUGUUUUUGUUGCCUAGAAACCGUUUGUGUUUAACCCAUCCUAUAUUUAUUUCUCAAACUUUGAUGUCAUAUUGUGCCACCUCAAAAAAAAAAAUUAUAUACAACAUGAACAUGUGUUCCCUUGAAACAGCUAACAAAAAAAAAAAACAAUAUUAAUUUAUUUUUAUUUUUUUCAUUUUUAGGUCCUCCAUUUCUACUGUGAUUCUUGUUCUAUCCCUAUAUGUCGUGAUUGCACUAUGGGACAUCAUGCUGGACACAACUUUAUCUACCUCCAGGAUGCCCUCCAAGACUCAAGGGCAUUGGCUAUCCAGCUGUUAGCAGACGCUCAGCAAGGUCGCCAAGCUAUUCAGGUAAGCAUCAAUGCAUGGCAUUCCCUUGUGCAAGCGGUUUUCAAUUCAACAACUUGUUCUCAGAAUGCAUUAUAAGCCUCUAGGCAUACAUGUUCUUUUAAUUAAAUUCAAUAAGAACCCUGUUCAGUAAAUUAUGGAAGCGCAACAGAUGGAAGCUUCCUAUUUUGUUGCCUUUUUCCACUGGCAAAGGGGAAGAAGGAUAUGAAGCUGUGGGUCUAUUGUGCAUCACAUUUUCCCACCCCCCUUUUUCCUCCUCCCAAAAAAAAAACUGUCACUAUGACAAAAAAUAAAGUACUAAAGUGUGAUAUUUUGAAAAUUUAACAUGAAUUUCUAAUUUUAAGCUAAAAUAUAAAAAUUUGCUUUCUUUUUAAUUUCCUAAAUAUUUUAACUCGCAUUUUGACAUUCAGAUUCAAACUAUCUACAAUUAAGAGUUUAACUAAUAGCUCGGUUUCUAUUUUUUUUAUUUAAUGCAUAUUUGUUUAUAGUGUAGCCGUAAUGACCACAUCUGCAUACUGUCCUAUAUAAAUUGGCUUUAUGCAUUGAUCUUUUGAAGUAUAACCAUUUCAUUCAGCGUAUUUGUAAAACUUGACUUACAUGAUGCGGUAACCAUGUCCCAAGAGUUCAAGUGAAAUGAACAGCUGACAUAUUAAGUGUCCAGUAGGUAAAAAUGAAUGUUUCCCCUGGGUCCACUGCAGUCCAGGGUUUCCAUAGAAACCUCUUGUACUGACGAUAAAGAAAUCAAUGUGUUUUCCCUGCAACAAGUCUGUUGCUGUGAGUCGUGCUGUAAAAUAGACAACAUGUGCCAUGCUUGCUCUUGUGUGGCUACAGUGGCCUCCCACCUAGAACAGUGGAAUGUCUUCAAGAUUGGGGGUGGAAUGUUAUCAAGCAGUUAAAUGUAUAAUCCAGCGAGAUUUACGGUUAAGGGUGGUGUCCGUAAUCUAAUGAAAACAUGAUUGUGCUUAUCUCCUUACAAGCGAUUCGUAUUUUUUUUAUUUUUUUUUAUGAAUAUUAAUACUGUUUAGUAUUGCAAAAGAAAAAGUAUUGCUUGCUGUAAUCAUCUGUUCUUUUGUUUGCCAACCAAUCACGUGACCCGUGUCUAUUUCCUCUGCUGAAACCACAAAGGUUUCAUCUUAUGACUUCUGCCUAUUUUUUACGGAAGGGCCAGUAAGCCAGGAGGUGACCCAUACUUGAAAAUAUUCUUAGAGAUGCUGACGAUUUAACUCUGUGGUCCUAAACCGCAAAGAAUGUAGUGUCCUAUUUUAUGAAACCUUAAACCGAACUGCUGCAAUAUGGACACAUUUUAAGAAAUUGGGGAGGGGGAUAAUGAUGAUGGUGUACCUAAAGGCACAAACCUACAUCUGUCAGGAUUCUUCACUAAAGUGUGAAUUGCUUGGCAUUCAAAGAAAAUUUAACAUUUUAUGCCAAAAUAGUCAAGACUUGGAUUUUUUAAAAUUAUUUUUUCUAUUCCGCUAUUGUAGACUAAAAUUCUGCUUAAAUCUCUGAUAAUUAACACAUUGGUGAAUAGCCUUAUGUGAAAUUAAAAUCCUCAUCCACAUUUUCAUGAAUGGUGUAUGUACAUUUUUUUUUUUUUUUUUUUUUUUUUAAAGCACUCUCUUAAAUGCAGAGCUCACUUCCAGCAGGAUAUCUUAAACCGGCACUGUCAUGGCCCAAUCCCAUUUUUUGUUUUUUUUAACACCCCCUAGUCACACCCAAAUGCCCCUAAGCCCCCAUAUUACCUAUUUUUUAAUCUUUAUUUUCUGCCCCGAUCUAUAUUCAAGGCGCCGCCAUCUUUGUGUGGGUAGAGGAAGUCCCUGUGGGACACAUCAUCUGCCCACACUAGAUAGACUGUGAGAUUCCCGCACAUGCCCAGUGAAACACCUGGACAUGCGAACGGGAAUUUCAUCCAUUCAUUCAUCAGACAGAGGAAUGAAUGAAUGGAAAUGUCAGACGAACAAACAAACAUUGAAUAUCAGUGUUUGUUUGUUCGUUCAGUUUAUUACAAGGAGGAGCUACCGGUGCGCAGCUCCCUCCUUGUAAUAUGUAAAGAUAGAAGCGGCAGGGAGCAGUGCUCCCCGCCACUUCACAAGCCCCCCCAGGUCCCCCCACCACAUAAUAGCAUAAGGGAGAUUAAAAUCUCCCCAAUGCCCCUCUCUAUACCGCGAGUAGGGGCAUGUCGACUAAACAGUGAGCAGCCUGUGGCAUACUUUUCAGACUGCAGACGUUUGAGUAGGCAGAGCAAAAUGGCACUGAUGAGGAAACUCCAUAAACCGUUUAUCCCUUAAAGCACGGGUGUCAAACACAAGGCCCGCGGGCCGAAUCCAGCCCGCCAGACCUCAGCAUGUGGCCCGUGUAGCCGCCGCCGGCCGCCAGCCCAGUGGCGGAUCCAGGGGGGGCAACCCCGAGAAUACCGACGGUCUCCCUCUCCUGCCAGCCCAGCAAUGUGCCUGCGGACCGGAGGGGAGAUCACAGAUCUCCCUCCCCGGUCCGCAGGCACAGUGCUGACAGCCGGCGGGGGAGGGAAGGAUAGAGGACCCGGAGCUCAGGCUGCAGCUCCUCCGGGUCCUCCUCUCGCGGGAGUUGGAGCGUUGCCGUGGUUACCACGGCAAUGCUCCAAAUCUCGCGAGAGUGAACUCUAGCCCUGGAGCGUGGGCUAGAGUUCACUCUUCCCACUGGGACCACCAAUGAAUCCCCCAGCGGACCACCAGGGAAAUGUACCACCUCCCCCCAGUAAAGGUAAGAAGGGAGGGGGGACAUAAAUAUAUAUUUUAAUUAAAAUAAUAUAUAUAUAAUAUAUAAAAGCCCCCCUACCCUUAUAUCACACACACUCUAUACACACACACACACACUGGCCCCCAUACUGCCCCCCAUACACACACACUGCCCCCCAUUUUGCCACCCAUACACACAUACUGCCCCCCAUAUACACACACUAUAUACACACUAUGUUUCUGCUUUCAGAGCUAGUUAUUACUUACAUUAUUACAAAAAACAGUAAUAAUUGAAUGCAGUGACAAUAAUUUAUGAUAAUAAAGAGUGGACACAUAGUCCUACAGAUACAACCGGCCCUUUGAGGGUGACCAAACUGCUGAUGCGGCCCCCGAUGAAUUUGAGUUUGGCACCCUAACAACUUGAUUUUUAUGAAGCUGUUAUUGUGCCCAGUGUGCUCCUUGAAGCAUAUGGACAAUAUUGAGGCACUCUUUAAAAAUGUAUGACUGCAAAGUUGCACUUUUUUAAGGAGCCAAAUAUUUUUUCACCGUUUUUGACGUUUUAUCUGGGGUUUGUCAGGCGCAGUUCCUCGCCUCCACUACCAUCUCCCGAGAGAUUGAAGUUUUUCAGGAAGAACUUUUUUUGGCUUUCCUGAUCGAACACCGCUAUCAGCUGUCAGAACGUAGCUGAGGAAUGUGGUAGUGGGGAAACAGAACAUGUCAGACUCCAGUUAAGUCACACUGUUCAAAAGUGGUUUGACUCCCAUCAGUGGGAGGGCGCAUGGACACUACCACCAUAAGCACAAAAAAAAAAACUAUAGUGGUUAUGGUGCUUGGAUAGUUCCUUUCACUGUUCUUUUAUUAUGAUCUUUUGAAGUCAAUCAGUUAUAUUCUGAAAACAUCUGUUGAAUUACCUUGAUCAGCAGAUGAAAACAAAGUACUAUAUAAAACUAGAUUAUCUUUUUAAUUUUUUUUUCAUUAUAAUUUUUAAAAUAUCUUUAUAUUCAAGACAGGCAAGAUAUAGACAUCAACAGCGUAAAAUCAGAAUACACAGAGACUGAAUAUAGCACAUAGACAGGUAUAAUGAUAUUAGAGUUUUUCAUACAAACUAGCAUAAAAUAUACUAGAGAUAUUAAUGAUGACUAAGUGUAAUAUUCACCGGUCACCCCAUAUACUGGCCUGUCGCCAUGGCAGAAGUGUCUGUGUCCUCUGUUACAUUCCAAAUUUUUGUGGACCCCUUAAAGAGCACGGCAGUUUACAUGGGGGGAUGUCUCCUGACAUCUCAGUGGAAUACCACGCAUACUGGAAGAAGGGUUUAUGUUUAACCCUGAGACACUAAGAUCUGUAAAGAACUAGUGGAGACCAUUUUGCAAAGAAUUAUUUGGAGAACUUCUUUGUUUAAGUGAGUUUCUGACCAGUUAUAGUAAAACUAGGUGGUCAAAUUACUAGAAAUGUGAAUGGAAUGAAAUUUAGUAGAGUUGUAUGAAUCCAUUGGGUAAAGAUUGUUUUACGGCCUAUCGUGUCUGAAAGCUAACAUUCUUUUAGCAAACAAUGGGUUUUGGACCAUCUAUUGUAAAUGCUGAGUAUAAAGAAGGUAGUUAAGAUGUGGUCAUAUAAUGUACCAACCGGAAGCAAAUCUGUUGAACUAGGCUGUUCUGGUCUACAUAAAAUGUAUCUCAUCUAAGUAUGCAGAUUGUUCUAACUCCACUAAAGAUAUUUUGGACUUUUUAUGAAGUUCUAAAAUUGUCUUAAGAUAUUUCCCAUCCAAUUUUAUAUAAAUAUAAUCUGAAGCAUAUUCAAAAUGUACAGUAGACUGGAAAUAUAACAAUCUAUUGAGUUACAUCCCCAGAAAGGAAGUGGGAGUUUUUCUAGUCUCCUGAGUUUGAAUAUAAUAUAUAUAUUCUUUAUUAAAGUCUGAAGCAUAUAGGGUACAAAACAGAACUUGACAUUUAAAUACAUAUAUAUAUUUUAGCACAAUGCUUCAUUCAACAUUCUAUCCACAUUCAUACUACGUACAUCAUUCAUAUGGCCGUGGGGUAGGUGGUUCAGGAUUAGCUCUUAAAACCGUUGAGCGUGAGAUUCACAGUUUAAAGAUCUCAAUUAAACUAUCUAGAGCAUAUUCGUAUAGGAAGAUGUUACCAAUUUUCCCCAGAUUUUUUUAUAUAGGGCCAAUUGAUUUAUUCAUCAAAAAAAAACAAUCUUUUACAUAGAGCAUUGGUAGUUUGAGAUGUUAUUUCAUGCCAAUUUUGAUGUCCUUGCUUUCUCAAAUUUCUGGCUAUGCAUAUUUUACUGCCAGCAUAAUAUGGAUCAUUAAUUUAAAUGAAGGUUUAUCCAACUGGGGAGGACAAAAGACGAAGGUCACCAGUGAUGGCUGUAGGGGAAAUAAAGAUCUUUCUAUGGAGGAUCCCUCGAUCUUGCAGGAUUCUCCAUAGACCUGAAUGCUGCACUCUCAAGUAUGCGCAAGAGUACAGCUUUGACAUUGGCUCCUGGGGAUGAAGUGGACCAGAUGGAACAAGAUGGUGGCAUAAAACCUAACUUCCUCUGCCCCCACCCCAACCAACAAUGGCCACUUGGCUCCCAGCAGUUAUGUCAAUGUCAGGGCUCUUGGCAAAUUAUGCAAAGACUCCAAGACCAUGACAGAGCUGCUUUAUAUAUCCUCUAUCAAUAUGUAAAGAUGUAAUGUCUCGCUCAUUCAAUAAAUGAAGGGCUGUGAGGAGAUGUAAAUGCUAAAUAAGCAUCCUCCAGGAGAAUCUGGAUUGCAGACGAAGUGGUCGCUGGUGCUUCAUGGAAACAAAGUAAGUUGUCAAACCAUUCUAAAAUUGUUUGACAAAUGACAUUGUGGGGAAGGGUUCCAAGGCAUUCAUGUCACCAUAAUCACUAUGGUGGAGUGUAGUGGUUAUUGUGCUUGGAGUGCUUUUUACUUAUUUUAUUUUUUUUAUGACUCCUAAAUUAUUUUAUUACAUUGUAUUGGAUGUAUGUAUUUUAUUUUACAUUGGCAUCCUAAUCUGCUGCUAUUAUAGAAAUGUUAUUGUUUUAGUGGGUGUUUCUAUAUGUAUCAAAUGCCAGAAUGUUUUCAUCCUCAUUUUACUGCAGUUACAAAUAAAAGAAGACCUUAUUUGUACAUAUAAACAAGGUGCCUGAACAGAGCAUGCUUGUAAUUCAAUUUCAUUUAAAGACUAAAGGACAUUCUAGACUCUCCACUGUCCUAUUCAUAUGUUCAGUGGAAGAUGGCAAGCCAUCUGUGAUCUAUACUGGCCUUAUUGAUUAUUUGUGUGCAUGCAGUAGUAGUGAGGACAGAUGCAUUUAGAGUUCCAAAAAGGGGUGGGGGAGUAAACACAUUUGAAUGGGAUGUAAUAAAUGAGGUAAUUUAGCACCUUUGUAUGACUUCCCCUGUAGGGGAGGUAUGGUGGUGUUGUGUUUUUUUUUUUUUUUUUUUGCCUUUUCUGCCUUUUUCUGUUUUUUAGUAAAAGCUGCAGGGGCUUCUCAUUAGUAGAAACAGAGGAAGUAAUUUGGUUAUCUUUGCACAUCAAAGGGUCAGAAUGUUGGUUCCAUAGAAGGGUCAUCCAGGGCACACAAGCUGUGUUUUGUUCUCCAGCUGCAGAUGAAUUCAUUGGGAAAGUAGGUUUGAAAACCAAUGGAAUGGGUGGGCUGAGCCCACUCUUGUUGUUCAGCACAAAAGGAUCAUAAAGGAGUUUGAAGUGUUACAAACCUUCAUACGUCUCUGGAGGAGGGAAAGUCUUUGAGGGGCCCUUGAGGCCAACUUGCUAACUAGCUAUUUUUAAGGACAGGCAGUAAAUUACUUCACUUACAUACACACCAUGGUAGACACCAGUAUGUACAAUUAUAAAAUAAAGAAAUGUCCUAAGCAUAUAUUUAUAUUCAGGACCUAAUCUUAAUAAAGAUUGUCAGUAUUUAACAUUUGUCAUUUGAAUGCUGUGAAGCCCUAUGAAGUGUGUGGUGGCAUUUUUCAAGAAGAAAAGCCUUCUGGACUUGAGAAAUUGACAUGAUACUAACUCACACAUGGUGCUUCUCGGCUUCCCAUAGAGGUUUGGUUUGCUAAUAGGUUUCCAUUAACAUACUGACUAUAUGAUGUCAAUUAUUCUUUUUAAUUUUGAAGAGGUAAUGUAUUCCACGGUGCUGUACAGUUGGUGAACGAACAGUAAGACAAAUACAAAAGUUAGCGAGGAAAUUGUAUUCAUUUUAAAGUUACUCUGUGACCCUGUGAAGUGUCUUUACUGUUGCAUUUACAGUUCAUGUUUGCUGAUACAGUUUGUCCACACGCAGCAUGUGCUGUCAUUCACUUUGAGACUUUUUAACACGGGGCGGUACGCUCCAGCUUAAUUGACCAUAUUAUCACAAAUUCUUUUUAAUGUGUUAGAUGAGCAGAGGAUUGUCUGUUGCAGCCCAACAAAAUCUGAGGGGGCUGGAGUUUAACAAUCUUGGUUUACCUGUUGACACACGGGUUAACCUGUUGACACACAAUAAUUUUGCACCUAAAGUUUGCAUACAGCCUAUGUCUUUUUGUUUGUUGACAUUUUAGUUUUUAUGGUAACUUGAAGACAGAGUUCGAAAAUGCCAAUUCUGGGACUUCAAGUAACAGAACAAAUUGGCAAUCAACCUAAUCUCCCUUACAUUUGCACCCCUUCCUCUACUGUGUUCCACUUCUAUCUAUGCACUGAUUAUCUGUACAACAUGUUACAAUAUAUUAUUGGAUUGCAUACCCACUGACCCUUAAAGGGUUAAUGGUUAUAAACCUGCUUGGUCAUUAGAAAUAGUUGUCUGUAAUUUACUUUACUUUGUCCCCUGCAUGCUAUUUAGUUGCCUAUUCUUGAUAUCAAGGCUGCAGGAACAGUUAUAGAGAGUGUAAAACUUUGUGCUGUCCUAUCUCCUCCUGUGUGUGUCUGGAUAUGAAGUGGAAUGGAUAAUUUCCCAUCUGCCCACUGACAGCCUCUCACCCAGGAAAUGAUUUGUAGGAGGCGGAGGGACUGUACUGAGAGAUGCACAUUGUGUAACCGCUCCUGCAGUUCUACUAUCAGUCAUUGGAGAGUUAGAACUUUGCAAAUAAACCUUUACGCUCUGCAUGCAUGUAACCUAAACACCCCUUUUUCAUUAAAGGAUCAGUUUGGGCCCCUUUAAUAAUUUUAACAAAAGGACAUUUUUUACAGUGCCAGGAGGUCUCUGGUGCUGGCUCACCUUUAGGGGUUCAACCAUUCAUGAACUGUUUAGCCCCAAAGUCUAUGCUCCAGCGUCGGGUCUCUCUGCACCCUGCCUUUACUUUUGCAAAAUCUACGAAGAGGAGCCGCUGAUUGGGUGAGAAACCUAAGUCGAAAAAAUGUACCCAGAUACGAAAUUUAGGAUUGUUGGGUUUGUUAGAUUGGGGUUAAAGGACCACUCUAGGCACCCAGACCACUUCAGCUUAAUGAAGUGGUCAGGGUGCCAGGUCCUUCUAGGGUUAACCCAUUUUUUCAUAAUUAUAGCAGUUUCAGAGAAACUGCUAUAAUUAUGAAUGGGUUAAGCCUUCCCCCUAAUCCUCUAGUGGCUGUCUCAUUGACAGCCACUAGAGGCGCUUGCGUGAUUCUCACUGUGAUUUUCACCGUGAGAGCACGCAGCGUCCAUAGGAAAGCAUUGUAAAUGCUUUAGAGACCGCUGCAGCUCUUGCCGCGCGGCGCAUUCAGCCGCGGGCAACGGAGGCGGAGAGGAGAGGAGAGCUCCCCAGCGCUGGAAAAAGGUAAGUUUUUACCCCUUUCCCCCUUCCAGAGCCGGGCGGGAGGGGGUCCCUGAGGGUGGGGGCACCCUCAGGGCACUAUAGUGCCAGGAAAACGAGUAUGUUUUCCUGGCACUAUAGUGGUCCUUUAAACACCCUUUUGUGCCACAACUAUAACCCCUGUCAAGCUUUUAAUCCUUGCAUCACUAAGCACCCUAGGUAAUCUGACUCUGACAUUAUCUCUUUUAUAUAAUCUAACUAACCACAUCUAACAUUGUUAACCCUGCAUGCAUUUACACAGUUGCAUACACGGUUUAUACUCCUAAAUUCAAACAAAAUACAUUAAAAGUAGAAAUAUGCAUGUAUGUGCAUACAUAUAUUAACUUUAUCUGCCUUUUAUUGGGGCGGGGGGGAACCUUAGAAUUCUGUGCAUACAGGCACAUGACCUAUAAAACUGGCCCUGGUAGAUAUCUACCCCGUAUGGUUGAAGUUUGAUACACUGUAGCAGGGGUAGGCAACCUACUGCACUAGUGCCAUGCACGGCACUCAAGGUGUCUUUGCACGGCACUCAAGGCUGCUAGAGCCAAAUAGGCCCUGGCCUAUCAUGAGUCCCUGUGAAACUUCAGAUAUCUGCUAAUAUGAAGAGGUGGUGAAGGACAAUUCUCAAUUUAUACAUUGCAGCACGUAGAGGAAGUGAUCACAGAUCACUUCCUCCCAGCACUUGUGAAUGGGUAUCCACACUGGAGGAGAGCAGCCUUGCAGCUGCUAUUGCAGCUCCAGUCCUUGAUCUGUACCUGGCCAGCCUGGUCCCCACUUGAACCCAGGGAAGCCACCCACACUGCUAGAUAUACACAGAAAUUCAGAAUAACCCUCCCUCGUUCAAAUAAUAUGAACAGCCCACACACAAACAUACACACAUUCCACACAAACGCAACACCACUAACAAUCCACAUACAUGCACACAACCCCACAUGCAAUACCCCAAACAGCCCCACAAAUACACACAACGUGAAAUAUCCAUCCACACACAAUUCCACAAGCAGCCCUCAUACACAGCCCACAUUCAUAUGUAUCAUACACAAUACCAUAAACUACUAAUGAACAUAUACAAUAUAAUAGCUUAUAUACGCACAAAUACAACGAUACAAAGCAAUUACAGUAAAAAUAACACAAGCAGAAUACGGCAGCAUAUACACCUCAAUUUAAAAAAAUAGGACCGGCACGCUACGGGACAUCACAAUCUUAUAUCUGCACAGUGCUGCUAAUAGGUUGCCUACCCCUGCACUAUAGGCUUCCUAUCCCAUGGUAUUUUUAUAUUUGCUUUUGUCAAUUGUACUUAUGCUCUUUGCUCAGUCUGUUCUAGUUUCUCUGUUCUCUUGUGUGCCACUGCCAGUGAUCACAUGUAACCCACUUUACCUGUUUGGCAUUAAUAAUGUGAGCCUCUGAAAGAACCACACCUAUUUCAGACUCCCACUGAAGUGAUCAGUUGAUGAGUUGUUAGACAAGGUAAAAAAUAGUACAUUUUCUAUUUCUCCCAAAUCUAAUAUUUGAGUAGUAAGUCCUGAAGCAGAUAAUUGCCCUAAGGAUCAACCUGUACUCUUUCUUAAGCCUGAUAAUCAGACCUCUGCCCAAAUAAUCCCUUCUUGGCCCCCUGCAUAUUAUGGGCAAGGUGUGUGUGUGUGUGUGUGUGUUUUAACCAUCUCAGGACAAGGCAUAAUGUCAUUAGUGACACUAUAGUCCAGAAGUGGCUAUUUAGGUGACUGGCUACCUUCCUAUCUCGCUGCGGCUGGCCAUGUUUUCAUGGCUUAAAAUAAUCAAUCUUGAUGAGAUCAGCCAAUCCAAUGCUUUCCUGUGUGGCAAAAUGUUGUGCUGUGUCAAUCAGCAUCAUAUGGGAAACGUUCAGCAUCAGCUUGACUGCCACUAGAGUUGUUCCUCUGCACCAAUGUAAACACUGCCUGAAAAGGCAGCUUUUACAGUGCUCAGGAUCCAAGCAUAGGCUAUACACCAGAGCCAAUACAUUAAGCUGGUCAAAGGUCUUUAAAGGGUUUCUAGGGACAUUGUCAGCACCAUUACAACACGUUUUAUUGGCACUGGUGUGACAAAUGUGACUUAGGAGAGUGCUCGCAGCUUAUCAUUCCUUUUAGACUUGAGCAAACUUUGUAGUAUUCGUAACAGCAGAGUGGCUGGGCCUGGGUGUAGGAUUAUCACCUGGCUGGUAUUUUACCUACACAACCGGUAUUUGAGGCUGUAUAGUAAGUGCUGGUAUAGCAGGUAGGGAGAAUAUUCGAUGAUCUUCACCGACCAAGAGUGUUCUGUCCUUACUUGCCUCCUAGUACUCUGUUGCACAUAUUAACGUCUUGCUCUUGACCCCAGAGUGCUGAAUAAAGGGUCUGAGCCAAGAUCUGCGUGUCUAAUAAAGUGUGAGAGGCUGUGAAGAUGCCCUCACUGUGGUUUUUUUAGCCCCUCUCCAUCCAACAGGCAUAGUCUCUGAAUUUUAAUACAGGGCUGUCAGACCCCAAAGGUUAUGGUGAACUAUUUGUGUUAGUGCUUCAGAUUUCCCUUUCCCCUGGCUUCCAGAGGCAAAUUGAAUAGAAGAUUGAGAAAAAGCAAAGAGCAUUUUAAAAAGCAAGUUGGCCUGGGAGGGAACCUACAUACACUGUUCCUUCUCCUUUAUUGAUGAAAAUAAAGUGAUUGCUUAAAAUGAUAGUGUAACUUGCCCUCUGACUGUCAGUGCAUUCCCAACAGGCAUCUGUUUGUAUUUCUAAGAAGGUGAUAAGUUUAUGUGCAUGUGCUUUUGAGGGUGUAAUUGUAUGUGUCUCUUAAUUAAUUAAUGGUGAAUAUUUAUAAAUAUAUUUAUUAUUUAGUGUAAUUUAAAUUGAUGUUUGUGUUUUGUCUGUGUUAUUUGAGUGACUGUGAUAAUGUGGCUGGCUGUGUAUGGUUUGCUGCACUGCAAUCACUCUGUAUAGAAAAAACGAACUAUAGCGUGUGUAUUUGUAUAUAUAGCGAGGCUUGGUUUCCCUUCUUAAGGGACGCCAGAGCGCUCCCCAUUAUCAUUUUCAGUCUGGCGAUUUGCAUACCGUGACUUCUGGUCUGUGCAAAUCGCCAUUUUGCUUAGCUGGUGUCCGCUUCGCUGUCUUCCAACUCGACAGAAUCCCAUACCUGCUCCACUCCCUUCGUUGCCUGAAUCGUAAAAACCGUGAGUCGAGCUGCCUGUCACACCUCACUCGCAGGCGCUCAGCGUCAUUCCGGGGCGGCUCUAUGCUUUUAUCUCCUUUCGCAUACAUCUGAUUGUUUUUUGUUUUCUCGCGGCUACGUGAACGGUUAGGCUAUAGUUCGGUCUUUCAGCUAUUUCCAGCCUGUUUGUAUCCCACAUAGGUUUAGUGGGCUUUUGGGAGCAUGCGCAAGAACGCAUUUGUUCGGCUCAAACAUACGAACACAAAGUUGUUGUAUUUCUCGAACUAUUAUUUCGUAUAGUUUUCGUUAAUCUCGGAAUGUUUGGUUACAUCCGAAAGUUAGCCCACCACAAGGGUUGUUUGUAUAUUUAUAACCGAAUGCCCUAUUUUAGUACUAGGUUUCACACGAUUUCAUACAAAUUUUUACUUCACUGUUUCAGUUAAUGACUGUUUUAAAGGUCAGUCUCUAGUGGUCAGUUGAUAUUGCACAGGACUUUAAACAUGCAGUAAUUACCUGACUUCAGUUAAUUAAUGUCGACCUUUAAUGGUCAAUUUGAUGGUCAAAUGAUAUUGCACGGGCUAUAUUUGAAGUUUGAUAUUUUAAAGUGAUGAAACACUUGUUUGUUAAUUAUUUUUUCACGCCUUAUCCGUAUAUUCUGACGUUACGAAUGUUUCUCUUUGUAGGGGACUCAAUUGUGUUAUUCAGGUUAAUUGCCAGUUCUUAUUGUUCAAACCAUAGGGAGGUUAUGUACCUUCUAACUAAAGUUACAUUAAGGCCAUUGAUCUUUCGGGCACGACUCAAAACAUCACUGUUACUAUUCACAAUUCACUGUGCGUUUGGUUAGUGGUUGCAGUUAUUCCGGCCCACAUAUGGCCCUCAUUAGUUUGUCUAGUCCUUAAUGUUUAUUUUCUACACGUAAUCUUACGGAAUGUUUAUAAAUUCUUUGUUUCGGUAAAUAUGGAGUGUUAAAGAUCUGCCUAUAUUGGUCUGUAUUGAUAUUGCACAUGUCGAUAUUUUAAUUUAUUCUUAUGUUUUGUUGAAGAUGGUAUUUAAUUUAGGUAAAGCAAACGCAUUGCUUAUCAUUUUCCAUGCUUUGUCAGUAGAUGCUGACGAUACACUUUUUCACUCAGCUAAGCCUCUAAAUGCUCACCCGGUGCAUUCCUAUACUCAUGUCACUAAAGCUCAAUUCCUUAACCAAUGUCCAACAUCAACAUUGUAUAACCUGCACCUAAGCUACUACUAUUCCAUUUCUAAUAUAUUUCUUUGACAUUUAACUGGGGAUUAGAUGUUAUCACUAGUUCUGUAUAGUAAGUUACCUUAGUUAAUGCCUUGGUGUAUAAUUAUUUAACUAAGUUUAGGAUCCUUAUCCUAAUUCACCUGUUAUGGUGGCUUACUUCACUGCUUGUCUCAAUUCUACUCAAGUGCAUAGAAUACUCUCUUGACUAUAUAUAUAUAUAACCACGUUUUAUGUCCCUUAACAGCAUUACUGUUUUAUCUUGCAUCUGUUCUACUCUCAAAGAUGUCCCGGGCAGGGCCACGCACAUAGUUCUCACAUAAUUCAUUAUAUCUUUAGGUUCAUGAUUAGGACUGCUGCUUUCAAAUGUAUCUGGUUUUUUUCUUCCAUAAGGGUCGGAUAUUCGUAUCUAGGGCAUUACUGAUAACAUGGUUAUUACAGGUGACGGAGUACUCUGCAUUUUAGGGCAACAUUACUCAUCAUACCCCUUAUACUACAUUCAUUAGGUAGGUUUUAUUGAUUAUUCGGUUGGAUCCACGUGUGACCUCUCACUCAAGUACGUUACAUCAUCGUAUCUUUAGGUGCUAGGUAUCUACGAUUUACUGCAUAACCUCCUACUUAUGACUGAACGUUUCAUCGCUACAUAUCCUGUUGGGCGGAACAGGAUAUCUACUUUUACAUAACAUGCCACAAUUCUUACUAUAUCUCGUUAACCCUGUAGGUCUGCACCAAUCCACUGGUUUUAUCGCAUUUCUGACUACUCGUUCUCAGAUACGUCAAAUUACACAUACUCAUUCAAAACUUUUACCCUGCCUCUCUUAGUUUAAUUACUUGCUGGCAGGGCACCAGGAGCCCGAUAGCGUAUACUUUCUCAAGCCUCUAUGCAUUACGUUAGUGGUCCCACAAGGCCAACAUCCAUCCUCAUACUCUGAGAUAUUACACCCAUCGGCCCAACUCAUAGUUCGUCGCCUCGCAUGGUGACGUAGAGAGGACCUCACAUGUCACGCCCAUUCUAUCUUAUGCUUUAAAAGUCAGAGAGGCUGACACCCCGCCACAAAUUCGGUGGCCACGUAAUCCCCUCGGGUCAACACAUAGAGCUUCUCAAGCCUCUUGGCAUCUAGUAGAGCCUCACCCGUCCCCAACUUGUUUAAUUAAUGGUUUCGACACUUGGCAAUAGCUAGUAUACCAGUAUGUUGUAAGGGUACACACAACUACUCCAUGCUGUUGAACACAUCUCUGCGACAGGAAGGUGGAGUGUCCUGUCCCUGCUCUGCACACCUACUAGGUCUGAUACGUCACACAAGGGACAUGGCUAUUCCUACUUCUAUCAGUUCUUGGACUAUACCUUGCAUCACAGCAGGAAUGGCACAAAAUGUACCAGCACAGCUAUAUAAACCAAUUAUCAAACAUACAUACAUUUUUUUUUUUUUUUUUUUUUUUUUUUUUACUUAUAUAGGUACCACUAACCAUGCUUUUAGUAGGGAAAUGACUGCUUCGUAUUAGAACUGUCUAGUAUUGGAAACCUACCCUGUUGUAUAAUUAUAUCGAGCAGAUUUAAUUAUAUCAUGCAUAACUAUGUGGAGCCUGUAGAAUUAAAUGUGUGUAAGUUACGUGGCUGGUACUAUUUGGUAUUGGUAAAUUCCUUCUGUCCAAUUAUACUGGAUUAGAACAUCAUUUGAUGAAAUAUUAGGUACACACAGUAAUUUUGGUUAUCAGUAACAAGUAUAGGUCCAUAUUUGCAAAUACUUGUCAGGUAGAAUCCUUUAGCUGGUUAGUAGGAAUAUAUAUUUAGGUUGCCCUAUGUAAUUGGAUGGCCGGUAUUAAAUAUUACAUUUCUUUCAUGUUCAUAUCAAUUCAAGACCUCACUCGGUUCUCCUUUACGUAUUGUACAUACAUUCAAACUCUGACUUUUACAAAUGGCUGACCCUCGCAGGAUCCUCCAUAUGCAUUCGAGCAUAUGUUCCAUAACUCAAUAUUCAGUGCAUGUUUCUGUACGUUCAAGAUAUCCAACGGGAUAUUGACUAUCUGUCUACAUCACAAGUAAAUUAGGAUCCAGAUUACAUGCAUUCCACGCAGAUAGAUGGGAUAUCUUAUUAUGACAAUAUUUAGGUUGAACCACUUCCCUCCUCGUACAUAGAAGCAGCUAUGUUCAUUCAGGGCGAUUUUCCGAAUGGUACAAUUCAGCUUCUCAUCUAAACGUAGCAUCACAGCAUGCCUCCUUUAGCUUACGGUAUUAGGCCCUUACUAAGACUUAUCGUUUUCUAUACUGUCAUUCCUCUUAGCUUCCCUUAACAGGUGUCGCUACUUACAGGAUCAGUUUGAUGCCGGGCUCGCAAAUCAUAGAUAACCAUGCUAUAGAUCAUGCAUAUCGUCCUAUGUAAAUAGUGGUUAGGGGGUAGUGUGUACGCAAAUAUAUGUAUAUACAUGUGCUCGCGUGUAUUCACUCACGCUCUGGCGGCUCAUGAUUUCAAACUAUUGUUCUCACUGUUAUGUUGGUAUAUGCGAUUUAUGUUAUCCUCGGUUCCUAUGUCAUAACUCUAGGGUCGUUUAAUUGUUUGACUCACCUAUAGCAUUUCUCACGUAUCUGCAUGUGCCUCGAGCAGAUCUUGUCAUAUGCACUUCGUGAGAAUACUGACUUGGUGAGCUGCUAAUUACUAGUUUAUCGACAUAUGAUCAUAUCCCUCACUUAUCUUGUUCUCCAUUAGACUUUCUGCUGAGGGUCUACAGUUUAAUCUGGUUAUGGCUAGAUUUUAUGUUGUGCUAAAGCUUCUUGAGGUCAGCAGUCAAUUUCACUUCUUUUGCCACCUUUUACUUAAAUAUUUUAACACUACUAAAUGACAUUUGACAAUUCGGUCAGCAAUAAUGCUGGAUAACGACCUGACCUCUGUUCAAGGUUCCCCUGAUCUGCUUCUACUAGCCUUACACGACAAUACUCUAACGACAAGUAUUUUCAGACUUUAUCUCCACGUUUUACUGCAUGGUCAGAUAAGGUCUUAAUUAAGCAGGUCACUCCUUCCACAUCAGUAUUGACAACCAUAUCUCCAGGAACAUUCAGUACAUAUUAAAGGAUCACUAUAGUGUCAAGAAAACAAAGCGGUUUUCCUGACACUAUAUUGCCCUCAGGGUGCCCCCACCCUCGGGGUCCCUCCCCCAUGGCGCUGAAGGGGUUAGAACCCCUUCAGCAGCUUACCUUAAUCCAGCACCGGGCUCCCUCGGCGCUGUUGACCUCUCCUCCCUGUCCGACGAAACGGGAGUCGAAUGCGCGGCAAGUGCCGCGCGCGCAUUCAAAGUGUCCAUAGGAAAGUAUUUCUCAAUGCUUUCCUAUGGACGCUCUGCGCGAUGGAGGUGAAAUACGCCUCCCGCGUCGCAGAUGCGCCUCUAGUGGCUGUCUGGAAGACGGCCACUAGAGGCUGGAUUAACCCCAAAUGUAAACAUAGCAGUAAAUUGCUAUGUUUGCAUCAGAAGGGUUAAAACCUAAGGGACCUGGCACCCAGACCACUUCAUUGAGCUGAAGUGGUCUGGGUGACUAUAGUGUCCCUUUAAUGGGACAUUGAGAAUAUAGAGGCCUCAGCUUACUCCAGAUAUAUACAUCAACCUUUUCUUAAAAACACCAAGUCUUCCAUAACAUGUAUAGGUAAUAUAUUGUAAUAUGCUUGAUUUGGCUGUAUUGUUCUAUAUGGUAUACUCUUUUUGCCCUCUUUUAUUACAGGCCCACCGCAUUGUCGGUUCCGGCACACCACAACUAACUUUCAUAUUACUAUAGGUCUCAUAUAGGGACCUUACAUAUCUACUUCUAAUAUGCUCUUCUUACGGCUUUUGCCCCGACCACAAAUGUAAUAUAUGUAUGUGUAUGUAUGUAUGUAUAUACACAUAUAUACUAUAAAAAAAUAUUAUUUUAUUGGGAGGGGGAGAGGGGGGUACUUUUCCUGUGAUGGCCUGCUUAUACUGUAUAUUUUUAUUUAUCUUAAAGAUCGUCCUACCUGGCUGGCAGCAGAACUCUAGAGAUGCCAAUACAACUUUAGCUUACUGAAGCCAUUUCACUGCUCAAUUCUCUGCCAUUUAGGAGUUAAUCACUUUUUUUUCCUGUUAAUGCAGCCAUUUCCACACCUCCACCUAGCUGUGACUGACUCAACCUGCAUGAAAACAAAUGGUUUUACUUUUAAUUAGAAUUAACUUUAGUUUACUUGCUUAAAGUUUUCAUCUCCUGCCCUGUAAAUUAAACUUGAAUCACACACAGGACACACCUGCAGGGUAUAACCAACUAUUAAAAAAGAGCAAAGAUAAGAAAUUCCAAGCUAAGUAGAAUUUGCAAUAAAGGCAGUAUAAACGUUAAAUGACUCUUUACAGGAAGUGUUUAGGAAGGCCGAUUAAGUCACAUGCAGGGAGGUGUGACUAGGGCUGCUUAAAGUGAUUUAACUUCUAAAUGGCAGAGAAUUGAGCAGUGAGACUGCAUGGGCAUAAUCUGUACACAAAACUACUCCAUUAAGCUAAGGUUGUUUCGGUGAUUAAAGUGUCCCUUUAAUUUCAGACAUAACCAGAACUGGAGGACUUGAAUAUUAAAUUUUACAAAACAAUGUAGUAGUUUUGGUACUUAAUGUCCCCGUAAACUGGAUUUAUUUUUUUGAGAUUUCAAAGGGGACUGAAAGACAUUUCAGGCCAAGGUAUGAUAAAACUGGUGGGACUAUGAAGAAGUGCUGUGCUAGAGGGGUUGCAGCUCCUCUUACAGCAGAUCAAGCCAAUUCUCAGCUGCUGGAAAGCAAGACAGGCUGGUGUAAAUAGAAUGGCUAAUGUUGGCAGCUCACACUAGAAUUGCAUGCUCUGCAACUAUGUAGAUUAGAUUAGUGAUAAAAAUCAUGCAUUGACAUUCCAGAACAUUCCUAUUUAUAGACAAAUCAUAUUUCCCAAGUGUCCCUCUAUAGGACCCACCUACAUCUGUCCCCCCCAGCUCCUACACUGAAGUUCCACUAGAUUUUUGAGUAUGCCACACGGCUUCACAGAAAUACAACUCCUAUAGGGAUUUUACCUUUUGUGUCACAUUACCUCACUCAAACCCUCUGUUCCUGGGCAUCCAACUUGUCUGGUAACAAUUACGUGUUUGUUAGUCCUUUCAUUGUACAGCGCUGCGGAAUUUGUUGGCACUAUAUAAAUAACGCUAAUAAUACUCAUUCUUGACAUUGUAUACAAUUCCAUUGUGUGCAGAUUAAAAGCAGGUGCAUACCUGAGGACAACUUGGUCAAUAAAACAAAAAAGGCAAGAAUAUUAAAAAUAUAUAUAGAUUUCCUUGCAAAAUUGACCAUCACAAUGUAACCAUAAUCGGCUCUGUAAAUAAAAAGCAACCAUGCAGGCUAAAGAAAUGUAAAUCUGUUUAACCCCUUAACGCCGUUACAGCGUUCUAUGCCGUCCCGCGUUAAUUGGGUUUUAACACCGUAACGGCUUUGAGCCCUGGAGCGCCCGGGAUACUUGCCUACCAGGCGCUCCGCUUCGGGAGGACUGCCUCACAGCCCAGGCAGCCCUCCCCCGGCAAAAGAAGCCUCCGGGGGCCAUGUGAUCGCUCUCAAAGAGCGAUCACCUGGCCCCCUAUAGCUGGCUGUGGGUCUGAAAUGUCAGACAGUUGGUAGGAAAGUAAAAAAAAAAAAAAAAAAAAAAAAAAUUAGACAUGUUUUAAAAUAAAAUAAGUGUGUGUAUAUAUAUAUAUAUAUAUAUAUAUAUAUAUAUAUAUAUAUAUAUAUAUGUAACGUCAUAUAAUGUAAUGUAUUUUAAUAAUAAUAUAAGUACAUAUAUUAGUAUUAAAAUACACUUAGAAUGACAUAUAUAUAAUAUAUAUAUAUAUAUAUAUAUAUAUAUAUAUAUAUAUAUAUAUAUAUAUAUAUAUAUAUAUAUAUAUAUACGUAUAAUUACAAUAAUAUAUACAUAAAAUAUUGAAACAAAUUUAAUAUAAAUUAUAUAUUCAUAUGUAACUUCAUUCUAACUGUAUUUUAUUACUAUAUAUGUAACAAAAUACACUUAGAAUGACAUUCUAUAUAUAUCUAUCUAUAUAUAAAAUACAAAUAACCGCAAAUAUAUUACAUAAAUUACAUUAGUAUACACGUAGAAUUUUAAGUACCUAUAAAUGCAUAUAUAUUAAAAUUCUACAUGUAUAUUUAAGUAAUCUUUUAACAUAAUUAUGUGAUUUGAUUAAUUAAAAUUUGAUUGACAUGCCUGACAACACAGGGAGAAAGUGCACAGAAUUUAAUUCACAAGCACCAUAUUUGACCCUGUAACUCUCAAAGACACCAUAAAACCUGUACAUAGGGGGUACUGUUUUACUCGGGAGCCUUCGCUGAACUCAAAUAUUAGUGUUUCAAACUGGUAAAUUGUAUUACAACUGGUAAAUUGUAUUUAAGUAAAAGUGAAGUUUUUUGCAUUUUUUACAAACAAACGGCACUUUUAUGGACUAGAUUAUUGUUGUAAUAUGUUUUACUGUUUUAAAACACUAAUAUUUGUGUUUAGUGUAGUCUCCCGAGAAUAACAGUACCCCCCAUGCAGGGCCGGCCUUUGGGGUGUGCGAGCUGUGCGGUCGCACAGGGCGCCAUAACACAAGGGGCGCCCUGGCAGCCGACACGGCUCACAAGCUGAGUCCAUCCUGUUACAUGAAAAAUGACUCCGUGAUGGUCCAGUGGUGCACCUAGCAGGAGCUGCAGCCAGAUCAUCAUAACUUCUCCCUCGCACUUCUGGCGCUCAGUUAAUGAGUCAGAGCGCAGCCUCAGAGAUUCCCAGCCCGCGCUCUGACUCCACACAGCGCCAGAACCUUGAGGGAGAAGUUAUGAUCAGCACUCCCUGCUAUUCACCUCUAGCCCACCAGAGGCCAGCACUGGAGAUCGGGGACAGAGGAGACUUGUGAUCGGGCACCAGAGAGAAGGGGCACUGCAUGAAAGCAUUGGCAGCUUGGGACAAGGUAGGAGACUGUAAUACAGCCUUGAGUUCCCAGCCACAGAAACUCCUCCAGUCUGUGACAGGGAAAGAAGAUGCUGAGUAUAGGUGGUGUUACAUCAGCAUUAGUCUGCUGGUGUAAGACUACCUACAUAUCCUGUCUGUCAUAUACCCUCAUCUGUACCCUAACUGUGAUAAUGUGUGUGUAUAUCUGUGACUGCGUUUUAUGAUGUGUCUGUGUACAUCAUGUGUGUUCAUAUCUGACAAGCUUCUUCACUAAAACGACAAUUGUCAGUGAAUUUCAAAGUCACCUGUGCUUCGAAUUCAGCUAUUUUGGCGCCAAAUAUGAAAUCCGCUUAGAAUUCCUGAAAAAAAUUCAUGUUAGUAAUGUUAGUUAUCUGUAUGUGACUGUGUCUAUCUAUGUAUAUGCAACAUGUGAUCUGUGGAUUUGUAUGUGUAUUAAUGGUUAAACGCUCUAAUGUACAUAUAGAGCAAAUUAAAAUAAGGAAAAUAUUUUACAAAGAAACUUUGAAUUAAAAAAAUACACAGUGUGUAUUAACUGAGUGUGUGUGUGCCCAUCAUCAUGCGUGAGUGUCUGCAUGCCUGUAACUGAGUGUGUCUGACUGUCUGCUUGUAACGGUUUGUGUAACUGUCUGCUUGUGCCUGUGAGUGUGACUGUAUACAGCUUUUUACUGGGGGGAUGGGGCGCCGUGAAGACUUUUCGCACAGGGCGCCUAAUGGCCUAAGGCCAGCCCUGCCCCCAUGUACAGGUUUUAUGGUGUUUUGGAAAGUUAGAGAGUCACAUAUAAGGGGGCUUGCAUUUCAUUUUUUGGACAUUGAAAUUUGCCAGAUUGGUUCUGUUGUCUUUGAGAGCGUAUGGUAGCCCAGGAAUGAGAAUUACCCCCAUGAUGGCGUACCAUUUGCAAAAGUAGACAACCCAAGGUAUUGCAAGUGGGGUAUGUCCAGUGUUUCUUAGUAGCCACUUAGUCACAAACACUAUUGACUCCGUCCUGAAGGGAUUAUACCACUUUUUAUUUAUUUAUCUUUUUAAAGGACCACUCUAGGCACCCAGACCACUUCAGCUUAAUGAAAUGGUCUGGGCGCCUGGUCCAGCUAGGGUUAACCCAUUUUUUUUUUUUUUAUAAACAUAGCAGUUUCAAAGAAACUGCUAUGUUUAUAAAUAGGUUAAUCCAGCCUCUAAAGGCUGUCUCAUUGACAGCCACUAGAGGCGUUUGCUUGCUUCUCACUGUGAAAAUCACAGGGGCUGCAUAAACAGAAACAAAGUGAUUUAACUCCUAAAUGACAGUGAAUUGAGCAGUGAAAUAGCAGGGGGAAUGAUCUAUACACUAAAACUGCUUUAUUUAGCUAAAGUAAUUUAGGUGACUAUAGUGUUCCUUUAAUAUCCUGUAUUUAUUUAAAACCAAAUUGAAUGUAUUGUGUGAUAUGCGUAAAUACAUUGCGUUAAAAUCUGAAGUGCAAUGUAUUGGCGACUCAGAUGGCAAUGGGGAAACAUGCAUAUCUUGGCUUCUUUAGUGGCCCAUUUACAGGCUCCUGUGAAAGUCUUGAGCUACGUGCUUGGGCUUGUAUGUGGGACAUUAACUGAGAUGCUUGCAGUGUAACAGAACACACUUUUUAAUAGUAUGCAUGGUGUCUUGUUUCAUUUUGCAGUUGAGCCUAGAGCAGGCCCAGGCACUGGCAGAGCAGGUUGAGAUGAAAGCCAAAGUGGUGCAAUCCGAGAUCAAAGCGGUCACAGCCCGGCACAAGAAGGCCCUUGAAGAGAGGGAAUGCAAGCUGCUUUGGAAGGUUAGUAAAAUUCCGUCUUCAACUCCGGUCAGCUCUCUCCAUUAGUUUGUGACUGCUAAGGUGAAAAGGAUUCUUAUUUACUCACUAAAGAUAUUUUGCCCCAAUAUCCAGCCCAAGUAGAGCGGAACACACUACUAUGUGUUCAGAUCAUGUUAAAGCUCUUGAGAGUGACUCGCUUAAGGGCACCUUUGCCUUUGUACAUAGUAAUAAUAAAUUAUUUUCAUACUCCAAAUUGUAAAAAAAGAUUUAACUCCACUAUGAAAUGGAUUAGAAAUCUUCUAACAGUUUGAGUCUUCACCACAGUUUGACAAGUUGUAUAGUUAUUUUAUAUCUGUAAAGGAAAAUUCUGUUUCCAAAAAUGAGUCUCAAAUCAUUUAUUCAUUUCACAUGUGAUCAUUGAAGUAGCAUUCCAGAUCAAUGUAAUUCCUACUUGGUGAGCCUCUUUAACUUUCUGUUAUUCAUUCUGAAUGUAUAAAAAAGAAAGCAGGGGGGAAACAGUUUAAAGACCAAUUCAUAACAAAUUAGCCUAUAAAGAUCCGAAAUCCUAAUAGAACGUCCCACUUGUAUAACAAAUGCAGGAAUGUAUAGGGUUGCAAAACAUUAAGGUUUGUUAUGGAAGCAGAACAUUCCAUACCAAACCUUAAGGAGAAAUGAUUCUGGUCCUUAAAGGGUUAAAAUAUAGAAGGGGACAUGUAUGAAAACCUUUAGUGAUAAAAAUGAUUGCGUCUGCAUCACAUGGAACAAGUCGUGCGAGCUACAAAGGAUAUACAUCUCAUAAUUAAACCGAUGAGACAAGGUAUUUCUUACCUGCUUUUAGAAGAUGCAUUAUUUUUCAUGUCCAACUCACUGAAUCUUUUUAAAUCGUAUCAAAAGCAGUUACAAUCCAUCAGAUACAGGUCCAAUAUAUCCCUAACGAAGUUCUGAAAUUGUUUAUAUGGAUUGCAAUGUAACCAUCUGCUAAAUAACGGCUUACUAUACCAGAUUAUUAUUCAUGUUGGUGGUUUCUAUACAUUCUCAUUUUUGUGCGUUUUUCUUUUUUUUUUUUUUUUGGUAGGUUGAAAAGAUUCGACAGGUGAAAGCAAAGUCUCUCUACCACCAAGUUGAGAAGCUACAUCAGGCUCUGAGCAAGCUAGACAGUACAAUCAAUGCAGUGGAACAGGUCUUGGAGGAUGGAUGUACAAUGGAUAUUCUAAUUGCUCGGAAUCGUUUCUUAGCCCAGGUGCAAGAUGUCAAGAGUGCUAGGGGUCUCCUGCAGCUUCAGGAGGAUGAUCGAAUCAUGUUUACCCCUCCUGACAAAGCGUUGCUUCUUGCCAUAAAAUCUUUGGGCUUAGUUAGCAGUGGAUCUUUUGCAGCUCUUACAAAAGCCACCGGAGAAGGCUUGAUGCGUGCUCUUCAGGGCAAAGUUGCCUCUUUUAAAGUUAUUGGAUGUGACCAUGAUGGGGAGCCACGGGUGUCUGGUGGUGACUUAAUAACUGUACUUGUUAUGGGUCCUGAUGGUAGUCUGUUUGGAGCAGAGGUCAAUGAUCUGAUGAAUGGUACCUACUUGGUAAACUACAGGCCUCAGCUUGAAGGAGAACACCUUCUCUCCGUAAUGGUGUGCAACCAACAUAUUGAGAACAGUCCAUUUAAAGUAGAUGUGAAAUCAGGCCGAUGCUAUGUGGGUGUUGGGCUUCCUACAAUGUCAUUUGGUGGAGAGGGAGAUCACGAUGGAAAGCUUUGCCGCCCCUGGGGUGUCUGUGUGGAUAAGGAAGGGUAUAUCAUUGUAGCCGAUAGAAGUAACAAUCGUAUCCAGAUAUUCAAGCCAUGUGGUACCUUCCAUUAUAAGUUUGGUAGCUUGGGAUCAAGACAAGGUCAGUUUGAUCGGCCUGCAGGAGUAGCUUGUGACAGUUCCCGUAGAAUUAUUGUGGCAGAUAAGGAUAACCACAGAGUACAAGUCUUCACUUUUGAAGGCCAAUUCAUACUAAAGUUUGGAGAGAAGGGGACAAAGAAUGGUCAAUUUAACUACCCUUGGGACGUUGCUGUAAAUUCAGAAGGAAAGAUCCUGGUUUCAGACACGCGUAAUCACAGAGUCCAGCUCUUUGGACCAGAUGGGACAUUCCUGAAUAAGUAUGGCUUUGAGGGAGCACUCUGGAAACACUUUGAUUCACCACGUGGUGUGGCCUUCAGCCAUGAUGGAUACCUAAUUGUGACAGAUUUUAACAACCACCGGCUGCUCAUUAUCAAACCAGACUGCCAGUCUGCACAUUUUUUGGGCUCUGAAGGAUCAGGCAAUGGGCAGUUUCUCCGGCCACAGGGAGUGGCAGUUGACCUUGAGGGGCGGAUCAUUGUGGCAGACUCUCGAAACCACCGUAUACAGAUAUUUGAACCAAAUGGCAGCUUCCUAUGCAAGUUUGGCACCCAAGGAAGCGGAUUUGGCCAGAUGGAUCGGCCAUCUGGCAUAGCUGUAGCACCUGAUGGCACAAUAGUUGUGGUGGAUUUUGGCAAUAACCGUAUUCAAGCCUUCUAA
Molecule: messenger RNA, 66782 nt
Organism: Pelobates cultripes (western spadefoot toad)
Lineage: Eukaryota; Metazoa; Chordata; Amphibia; Anura; Pelobatidae
Source: the annotation of a GenBank genome assembly